Podarcis lilfordi (Lilford's wall lizard) is the source of this 80285-nucleotide messenger RNA. The record is from the annotation of a GenBank genome assembly. NCBI's taxonomy places the organism in Eukaryota, Metazoa, Chordata, Lepidosauria, Squamata, Lacertidae.
UCCUCUUAGCGCACAUCCAGCUUGCCAAACCGCGGAAAAAGUUUGAGAAGUCUUGGAGAAAGCUUCUCUCCCCCCGCCCCCCCCAUUUCCCUUCCGCCCACAACUGGCUGGGCAGCCUGUGGGGCUCGUGACGCAGCGUCUGAAUUCUUAGAAGGCAGGGGAGGGGCGCUUUUUUCUUUUUUUUUUGGGAAGGGGGGGCGCAUUCCUUGUCUCUCUCCCAUCUCCCUGUCUCUUUACCCUCCCAUCACCUUCCCAACAGGAGGAGGGGAAGCAAAGGACCCUGAGUCAGCACGGAGAGAGAGAGAGAGACAGAGUGCGCAAAGACGCAAAAGAAGGAGAAGAGGGAGAUCAGUCCCAGCCCCCACCCCCACCGCUAUGAAACUUCCCAGCCCCCCCUCUUCGCCACGGCCUCGCUUGCUGAGAUGCGCCCUGGGCAUCCUUCUGACCAUUGAUCUCGGACUUUGCGCUCUUCUCCCAGGUAGGGCUGAGUUGGCCAAAUGUGUUUGUUUUUCCUCCCUUCCAAACUUGCGGCGUCUUUUAAGAAGGGCGGGAGGUUGGGUGGUGGUGGUGAAAGGAGGUACUUGUAGAUCUGCCUCUUUAAAAAAAGAAGAAGGGGGGGUCGGCUCCUCACAAAGUUAGCAUGCACUUUUCUCCCCACCCCGAUUUCCCUCCCCCCGCCCCACGUUUUGGGCAGUUGUUGGGGCAUUUGGGGGGUGUAUGCGAGCUUGCGUUUUGCAAGAGGGGAGGAGAAACCUGAAUGGAACCAGAUGUGGUUUGGAAUUGCGAAGGGAGGAGGAGAUGGAAGCGGCUGUUUUUGAAAGAAACUGGGGGGGGCACACACUUGGUUCUCUUCUACCUCCCCAUCAGCAAAAAAAAAGGAGGAUUUUUCUCCAGUUGCAAGAUCUGAUCCCUGCUGCAUUUGAAAUAAAUGCUCUUGUUUCUGCACCCCUGAGGUUUGGGAAUUUUAUUCUUUCGCCCACCAGUUCUGCCUUGCAACCCUGCAGGCUUUUUGCAUGUGUCCAGCCGUAAUAAAAACCCCAACACACCACCGGAUUUUUCCAGAGGAAUCAGUGUUUCCAAAAGCAAGAGCGAGCGCAUUUUCCAAGCUGGUCUCCCAAUUGUCCCUCGGAGGAGGAUAGCGAUUUGGCCAGCAACAACAGUGAUAGAGACGAGAAACUAAUGAGAGGCAUUUGUUGGUCCCCAGAGCUUUGUCAAAGGCUCAGUGUAUUUGCUUCGCAAGCACACUGGCCUUGCGAGUUGGCCAAAUUUGCAAAACUUGCUCCAGUGUCUGGACCCGGUCAGUUGUGCCAGACAGUGACAUUUAAAGAAAUAAAUAAAACCCCUGCUUUUUUGCUCCAGUUUCCAUGCAGUCUGCAACCAAAGGAUUAACAAAAACAAACAAACGUUGCAGCGUGAUAAAUUUCAAAAAGAGCCCCAUUGUGGAUUACGAAGCGAAAAAAAUGCAAUUUAAAGUAAAUCAGGAAGCCGCUGGGAAAUGGGGGGAGCAGGAAGCCGUUGGGAAAAGGAUCAGGAAUGAAGCAGUGUGUGGUUGGUGGGUUGUCUCAGUUUUGGGUGGGAAGUUAGAGCAAAAGAUGCAAUGAUGGAGUGAGAGCAGCUUUGUUGUUGUUGUUUAGUCGUCCGACUCUUCGUGACCCCAUGGACCAGAGCACCCCAGGCUCUCCUGUCUUCCACUGCCUCCCACAGUUUGGUCAAACUCAUGCUGGUAGCUUCGAGAACACUGUCCAACCAUCUCAUCCUCUGUCGUCCCCUUCUCAUUGUGCCCUCCAUCUUUCCCAACAUCAGGGUCUUUUCCAGGGAGUCUUCUCUUCUCAUGAGGUGGCCAAAGUAUUGGAGCCUCAGCUUCAGGAUCUGUCCUUCCAGUGAGCACUCAGGGCUGAUUUCCUUAAGAAUGGAUAGGUUUGAUCUUCUUGCAGUCCAUGGGACUCUCAAGAGUCUCCUCCAGCACCAUAAUUCAAAAGCAUCAAUUCUUUGGCGAUCAGCCUUCUUUAUGGUCCAGCUCUCACUUCCAUACAUCACUACAGUUUAUAUAUGGGGACCAACAUCAGAGCAGCUUAUAUAUGGCUAAUUGCAUAGGCUGAUUGGGGUAGGAGAUCGCCCACAACCACAUGCUCUUCUCUUUCUCCUCCCACCCAGCGGCUUGCGCACCUCUGUAGCCAGCCAGGUACCUGUUCAACACUCGCAGAAACUUGUAUUCCUGCCUCACCCCUUGGAAAAUGGGGAGCAGGAGGAAUGGGCCCACCCCACUCCCACACUGCUCCAAUCAAAUGCAGAACUCUGCUGCCUGCAGCUCCUUUUACAAGUAAAAACCAGCUGGGGUAGAUGGGAAUUGUAGUCAAAAACAUCUGGAGGGCACUGGCUUGGAGGAGGCUGGUAAAACAAAGAAUGCAAAGAGAUGCCAGAAUGUACAGUGGUACCUCAAGUUACAUACGCUUCGGGUUACAGACUCCGCUAACCCAGAAAUAGUACCUCGGGUUAAGAACUUUGCUUCAGGAUGAGAACGGAAAUCGUGCUCCGGCGGCGCGGUGGCAGCGGGAGGCCCCAUUAGCUAAAGUGGUGCUUCAGGUUAAGAACAGUUUCAGGUUAAGAACGGACCUCCGGAACGAAUUAAGUACUUAACCUGAGGUACCACUGUAGUUCGUUCCCUAAUACGUUGGACUUGGAUGUGGGAGACCUGCAGUCAUAACUCACGCCACAAAACAGUGGCCAUGAACAAUGUUCCUCUCUGUAAAAUGGGAAUAAUAAUAAUGUCCUAGCUCUCUGGCAUUGUGAGGACUUUCGUAUUACAUGCUUAGAAUGCUGUUGCUGCUUAGCAAGUGAAAUAAGCUAAAAUGAAAUGAAGAGUCAAGAUGUUCACAGAAUGUGAAAUGACGUGUUUUGAAAACACUUGGUGCAGUUUCACGGAGGCUGCUUACAUACCAUACAUUUAAAGCGCACUUAAAACACAUGACUUUCCCCAAAGACGCCUGGGAACUGCAGUUCUUUAAGGGUGCUGGGAAUUGCAGUUCUGUGACAGGUAGAUGACAGUUCCCGUAAUUAUUUUGGGGCAGUAAUAUGCUUUCAAUGUAUGGUGUGAACACCGCACAGUGUAAAAGGAAGACAGGUUCCAAUGCCUCUCACUCUUGAGUGUUAAGAUAUAUUAAUGGACUUCUUUUUGAGCACUGGCAUAUUUCUAAUGUGUGUUUUUAAAAGCCGCAUAACUAUGUUGUACUGUGGGUGGCCUGUUGCUUUCGAAGGCCGCUUUUAAAAUGAGAAGUGAACUGUUGGCACAACUUAGUCAUCCAUCGGACAACUGGCAUCUAACUUUUUUCUAAUUUAAUUUGCUCAAAGAUAGUUUCUCUCUGAUUAUUGAAAGCGUCACUUCUGCCUACAUGUUGGAUGGAGUGGAAGGAAUUAGAAGCAAAGCUGUGAGAUCUCUUUAAAAAACCAACAUGACAAUUUUGAGUCCUUUUUAUUAUUAUUUGAACAAAGAGAAGUAAUGUGUAGGAUGGGAGUCAAGAGCAUCUGCUAACCUCUAGGUUAGAUUACUGCAAUGCAUUAUACAUGGGGCUGCCUCUGAAUACUGUUCUGAAACUUCAGCGGGUGCAGAAUUCAGCAUCCAGGUUGCUCACCGGGGCAAGGCAGUUUGCGCAUAUAAUGCCAACCCGACCGCACUGGCUGCCAGUUAGUUUCCAGGCCCAAUUCAAGGUGCUGGUUUUGACCUGUGAAGCCCUAAAUGGCUUAGGACUGCAAUACCUCAAGGACCUUCCUCCGUUCAUAUGAACAGACUGGACCCAGUGAUCGUCAACUGAGACCUUUCUUCAUACACCCUCUCCAAAAGAGGUCGGGGGGGGGCAAUACGAGAGCAGGGGCUUUUCAGUGGUAGCUCCCCAUUUGUGGAGUGCUCUCCCCUGGGAAGCUUGCCUGGCGCUUUUGUUACAUAUCUUUAGGCGCCAGGCAAAAACAUUCCUCUUCUCCCAGGCCUCUCGCUAAUUAAACAAGCUAUGGGUUUUUAAACUGUAUGGCGGGUCAUUCUUUUCGUUUGCUAUUAUGGUAUGGUUUUUUUUGUUUUGUUUUUAUGUUGUAAACCGCCCUGUAAUCUUCGGAUGAAGGGCUGUAGAGUAAUUUAAUUAAUUGAUUAACAAUAAUAAUAAUACAAUGGUACCUCGGUUCUUGAACGUCUCCGUUGAUGAAUGUUUCGGAACCUGAACGCCGAAAAUGGUUUUCAAACAUUUCGAAACUGGAACGGUCUUCCGGAACGGAUUGCGUUUGAGAACCAAGGUACCACUGUACUUGAGAAGAAAGGAAUGAGCAGAUCAAAGCCUUCUUUCUAUAGUUCUCAACACCAAAACAUUUGCCUAAAAGGAAAAAGUAUCCUGGAAGAUGCUUGUGCUUUGUUCCAACCAGGGCCGGAUUUCAUAGAAUCAUAGAAUCAUAGAGUUGGAAGAGACCACAAGGGCCAUCGAGUCCAACCCCCUGCCAAGCAGGAAACACCACCAGAGCACUCCUGACAUAUGGUUGUCAAGCCUCUGCUUAAAGACCUCCAAAGAAGGAGACUCCACCACACUCCUUGGCAGCAAAUUCCACUGUCAAACAGCUCUUACUGUCAGGAAGUUCUUCCUAAUGUUUAGGUGGAAUCUUCUUUCUUGUAGUUUGGAUCCAUUGCUCCGUGUCCACUUCUCUGGAGCAGCAGAAAACAACCUUUCUCCCUCCUCUAUGUGACAUCCUUUUAUAUAUUUGAACAUGGCUAUCAUAUCACCCCUUAACCUCCUCUUCUCCAGGCUAAACAUGCCCAGCUCCCUUAGCCGUUCCUCAUAAGGCAUCGUUUCCAGGCCUUUGACCAUUUUGGUUGCCCUCCUCUGGACACGUUCCAGUUUGUCAGUGUCCUUCUUGAACUGUGGUGCCCAGAACUGGACACAGUACUCCAGGUGAGGUCUGGAGUAGGUUUGAUGAGGCCCUAAGCUACUGAAGGUAAUGGGGCCCUUUAUACGUCCAGCUGUCCUUUGUCAACAACAAAUUGUCGCUGUUAUUUGUGUUGAAUAUAUGCUAUAUGGUGAUUUAUGGACCUAAUAGUUAUCUAAAGCUAUUUGCACAUAACAAAUAGGAGCCCACAGAACACAAAACACUGUUGCUGUAAGUAGGUUUUAUUUUAUUUGUUUUUUAUCUUAUAUUUUGGAAAUGUACAUCCAGUUUUUUCCCCUUUUAAAUUUUUGGGGGUCCCUCAAGAGAGUGGGGCCCUAAGCUAUAGCUUGUUUAGCUUAUACGUAAAUCCGGCACUGGUUCCAACCCAAACCUAUGAAUUCCUGUCAGUGCUGCUGCUGUCACUUGGGGACAUUCCUGGCUCACUGUUAACAUGUCUAUAGGAUGCUGUAGCUCAGGGGUCGGCAACGUGCGGCCCGUGGGCCGGAUGCGGCCCACGAAGACGGUUUUACCGGCCCACGAGCCGCCACCGAACUGCCCGCUCAGUGAGUCCCCUGUGUGCUGCGCUAAACCAGCAUUUUGAUCAGUGUAUUACCAUGUUGUGCUAAGGUGGUGGGAAAGAACUGUAUGCCAGGAUACCACCUGGAAUUUCAUCGCGUGAAAUUGCAAUGCAAAAUUCCCUCAGUUUCCUGGGAUUCAGCUGGAUUUCCCAGAAGUGGCUUUUGCGUUUUGUGAAAGAACACGAAAAUUGUCAGAAGGAAACUGAAAUAAAGUACCUCCUGAAUGCAGUCUUCUCUCCUAAUUGUGAAGCAAAAACACAAAAAGCAAACAACACCCAUCACCGCUGUUUAAAAUAGGGAAACCAGAACGAUAUUCCAGUCCAACAGUAGCGAACAUUAUUUUUCCAGAAUUUGGAAGUUGUCGCAGGACUGCAGGCAACAGAACAGAAGACUUUCUGGUUAGUCACUUCUCUGGUUCUGUAUGUGGCAUGUGAGCUCAGAAGAAGGCAGGCCAGUAGGGAACAGACCCGAAUACAGUGGUACCUCGGGUUACAUACGCUUCAGGUUACAUACACUUCAGGUUACACACUCCCCUAACCCAGAAAUAGUGCUUCAGGUUAAGAACUUUGCUUCAGGAUGAGAACAGAAAUUGUUCUCCGGUGGCAUGGCGGCAGUGGGAGGCCCCAUUAGCUAAAGUGGUACUUCAGGUUAAGAACAGUUUCAGGUUAAGAACGGACCUCCGGAACGAAUUAAGUACUUAACCUGAGGUACCACUGUAUCAGUGAUGUGGAAAGGCUUUUUGUGAAACAUCUUGUAGUUGGCCAAACCAGCUAUCAGUAUCAACAUGCUGCAAUGGAACCUGGUCUGUCUACCACAUUUGGGUGCUGUAGGUCACACCCAACUGAUACAUUUAAAGCAGGGGUCAGCAGACUUUAUCAGCAGGGGGCUGGUCCACUGUCCCUCAGACCUUGUGGGGGGGCCGGACUAUAUUUUUUGGGGGGGAAAUGAACGAAUUCCUAUGCCCCACAAAUAACCCAGAGAUGCAUUUUAAAUAAAAGGACACAUUGUACUCAUGUAAAAACACCAGGCAGGUCCCACAAAUAACCCAGAUAAUGCAUUUUAAAUAAAAGCACACAUUCUACUCAUAUAAAAACACGCUGAUUCACGGACUGGCCGGAUUUAGAAGGUGAUUGGGUUGGAUCCAGCCCCGGGCCUUAGUUUGCCUACCCAUGAUUUAAAGCACUGUUACGCCACGUCAGGCGUCAUGGCUUCACCCAAAGAAUUCUGGGAAAGGGAAGUUUGUUAAGGGUGCUGAAAGUUGUUGAGAGAAAUGCCAUCCCCGUGAUUCAUCGGGGGAAGGCAUGGGGUGUAAAUGUAUGGGGUGGACUUCAGCUUUUCCUCCACAGGAAUUCCAGGAUUCUCGACCCUUUAUUGCUCUGUACUGCACCAUUGCAGCUUCUCUCCAUGUAUGCCCCUGUUGAAUUUGCUCCAGUUUUGUCCUCCAUUUCUCCCAGGUUUCCCUUAGUAGAACCGCAGACCUGUUAAAAACUAGAUUUGUGCACACUGACGGGCUUCCAGUUUGAUUCAGAAUUUAACUUUAGUAGUUUGGUAGGGGGGACGCGGGUGGCGCUGUGGGUUAAACCACAGAGCCUAGGACUUGCUGAUCAGAAUGUUGGUGGUUCGAAUCCCCGCGACGGGGUGAGCUCCCGUUGCUCGGUCCCUGCUCCUGCCAACCUAGCAGUUCGAAAGCACAAAGUGCAAGUAGAUAAAUAGGUAUCGCUCCAGCAGGAAGGUAAACGGCGUUUCCAUUUGCUGCUCUGGUUCGCCAGAAGCAGUUUAGUCAUGCUGACCACAAGACCCAGAAGCUGUACGCCGGCUCCCUUGGCCAAUAAAGCGAGAUGAGCGCCACAACCCCAGAAUUGGCCAUGACUGGACCUAAUGAUCAGGGGACCCUUUACCUUUUAGUUUGGUAGGGGCAAAAGUUUCUUGUACUUGCAUCCGUGUUUAUGCGACCUGAGUCUUCUGCCUGCAACUGCAGCAUGGAUUUGCCUUGGGAGGGUGGAUGGAAAGUCCCCAUGGAGGCAAUUUAACUCGACUGACCUUCUGGAGCAAUCUGAGGUAUGCUUUGUAUAGGAAACUUUUUCUCUCUGGAAAUUCAGAUUGGCCACCAACAGUGGCCAGGUGUGUGGGCAGCUUUUUAAAGCACCAUUUAACACCUCUGAGUGUUGUUUUUAAAAAGGGUGUUGUUGUUAUUUGUGUAAAAGCUCUGAAACCACUUGCAACAGAAGCUCUGGAGCAAUGAUUUAAUCCCCCCCCCACCUUUUAGGCUGUUUUUGCAUAUAAACACACACAAACACAUAACUCUCAGAGGUGCUUAUAUAGUAUGCAGCUUUUAUUGAUCUAAAGGCAGCAUUGCCCUUUUGGGAUUUCGGGAAAAGUGGUCUAAUUAACUAUAAAAAACUCUCCCUUUUCCCUUUAAAACUUUGUAUAUUAAUACGUGCCGGAAAGUGCAGUGUACCAGAGAUCCAUCUUUUACAGAUCCCGUGCCAUUUUUAAGCUGUUGUCCUAUUUCACCUAUAUACAAAUGAUAUUGUUGAGUUUCUGUCAUCACUAACUUAUCGCGUCUCCAAGUUGGCCACAAAAAGAAUUCUGUUUUAUUGGAUGCAGAUGAUCCUACAAUUCUAGUCCAGAAAAAAAUGGGUGUGAGGGUAUUUUCUGAAUAUUGUUAAAAAGAAGGUAAUGGUGUUUUCUAAAUGAUACACACACCUUCCCCAAAUGGUAUUUAGAUGAGCAGCUUAUUGAACAAGUAACAGUUUUUAACCAUUUGGGAAUAGAUUUUCAACCUUCUGAAAAGAUCAACAAGAAUAUUGGCUUAGAAGAAGCUAUUCAAAUUCUUCUGCUUUUUUAAAAAAAAAAACCCAAACAAAAGGCCAUAACUUUAUUUCUGCAGUACUUGGCUAAACCUUGAGCUCAGUUACUUGAUGGGAUUCCGAUGCUAAUUUAAACCCUCUGGAUGUUGUGCAGUGUAAAUUCCUUUGACACGUUUCCUCUGUACCAGGUUGGGUCUCAAAUGUCACUUUGCAACGUUUGAGCUUCCAUUCUCACACAGGGCUGGAUGAGGCCAUUGGCUCUGUCUGAAUGGCUUGGUUCGUUCCGUUCCGCUGGAUUCCCUUGAAAGCAAGCUGGAUGAAAGCCAUCGAUUUAAGGUUAUGCACAUUUGACUUUUCAACCACAUCAGUUAUUAAGUUUAGGUCCGAGCAGAGCAUUAGAACGUAUUGAGGCGACGCCUGUUUGAUACUAGACCACAAAAUAAUCUUCCUGCAAUGAGAAAAUUGAGUCCCUGGUAUGACUGCUUUGCAGAUAGCCCUCUUGAUAACAGUAGCAUCUCAUCUACGUGGGGCUGCCCUUGAGACUGACCCAGAAACUCCAGCGGGUGCUGAAUGCCACGGCGAGACUCGUUACGGGGUCCUCGCUGCGAGAUCACAUUCAGCUGGUGCUAUACCAGCUGCACUGGCUCCUGGUGGAGUACAGGAUCAGAUUUAAGGUGCUGGUUUUAACCUUUAAAGCCCUAUACGGCCUAGGACCCUCGUACCUACGGGACCGCAUCUCCUGGUAUGUCCCACAGAAGAAUUUACGGUCUUCAAACAAAAACAUCUUGGAGGUCUCGGGCCACAGGGAGGUUAGGCUGGCCUCAACCAGAGCCAGGGCUUUUUCGGCUGUGGCCCCGAUCUGGUGGAACGCUCUGCCACAAGAGACUAGGGCCCUGCAGGACUUGACAUCUUUCCGCAGGGCCUGCAAGACAGAGCUGUUCCACCAGGCCUUUGGCCAGGGCACAGCCUGACUCCCUCCUUUGGCAAUCUUCACAGAACUCUAGCCCAAUGGUUGCCAUCAAUUUGAUUUGAAUUAAUUUUAUAAUGAAAUGAUUUUAGAAUGUUGUAUUAUUUUAUUGUUGUUAGCUGCCCUGAGCCCGGCUUCGGCUGGGGAGGGCGGGAUAUAAAUUAUUAUUAUUAUUAUUAUUAUUAUUAUUAUUAUUAUUAUUAUCUGCAGGAUCUAACAUAUCCAAAGAACAGAAGAGCCUUCUUGAGUUCACAACUGGACGUGCUUCCUUCAGCAACAGUACUUGAGGGUUGUUUUAAGACAGGCAAAGGCAAACGUGGCCCUCCAGAUGUUUUGGGACUACAACUCCCAUCAUCCCUGACCACUGGUCCUGUUAGCUAGGGAUGAUGGGAGUUGCAGUCCCAAAACAUCUGGAGGGCCGAGUUUGCCUGCGCCUGUUUUAAGAGAAUCCUUUCACAAAGUUGGAUAUAGAGUUUUCCACUUCCUCCAGGUCUUGCUACCCAAAAAUACAAAUUAAAAAAAUGCUAUAUUUUCUAACCUCGAAAGCAACUUCCUGGCUUGGGGUUAGGUCCACAGGCUCUCUCCUCCUAGGAAAGGAGCAUCGCCUGAGAGGAGUCCUUUGCCACAGAUGGAAGGAGUCAUUUUGCAUUGAUUUCCUUCACAGAACUACAAUUCCCAGAGUUCCCUGGUGCGUGGAUGUGGCCGUAAUGUGGAAAGUUGGUCAGGAUCAGUGCCCGUUUACCAGAUACAGUGGACGCUUGGGUUGCAAACGUGAUCCAUGUGGGAUGCACGUUCGCAACCCGCGUCUGUGCACGCGUGGGUUGCGAUUCGGCGCUUAUGCGCAAAGUGCAAUUUAGCGCUAAUGCGCAUGCGCGACCGCCAAAAUCCAGAAGUAACCUGUUCCGGUACUUCUGGGUUUCGGCGGUCCGCAACCCGAAAAAACGCAACCUGAAGCGGUUGUAACCCGAGGUAUGACUGUAGGCAGAUUAGGCACCGUCCUGUGGGUCCCCCGCCUCCCCCCCCACAAUAAUAUUUAUUAUUUUCCAUACAUAAACAUAACAGAAGAAAAAGUUAACAAUAAUAAAGGAAAAAGAAUGAAACGCAAAAAAGAAAAAGAAAAAAGAAUAUAAAACAUAAAAUACAUCAAAUCACCACAUAAACUAAAACUUAAUUAAUUAAAAUCCAUCUUCAUAAACAUAUUACUUGACUUCCUCAAAUCUCUUCCAUCUGAGUUUCUUAGUAAUUAUAUAUAGCAGUUUCCAAUAUCAUUAUUUCAUAAAACCAUAUCACAGUCAUAAUCAUAUUUCCUAACUUUUCUUGUCGUACGUUUUCUUAUUUAUUUAUUCAAUCCCAAUUUAAUCCUAGGCCUCAUUGAUUCUUUCAAGUGAUUACAUAGCUUUAAUAUUACAAUAUUUAUUCAAAUAGUCUUUAAAUUUCUUCCAGUCUCCUUGGUGUUCCUCUUCUUUCUGGUCACGGAUUCUCCCGCCUUUUAGGGGGCGCUGGGACAACGGAUCAAAAUCAUAAUCGAUUUUGAAAUACUGAUCUUGAAAGAAAGUGUCAAUCAAGCUUUCUUCUCUCCUAAAAUUUGUGAGGGGAUCCCCCGAGAUUUUGACUGCCUAGGGGCGUCCGCAGGGUUUAAUCCGGCGCCGGUUGGGAUUCUGCUAGCCAUUUACGACAGAAGAGCAACGCUCGAUUUGUGCCAGGAGUCAGCAGUCUGGAAGCAUCCUUAGCAAUGCUGAAAUUCACAUUUCAGGGUGUGUGUUGUUGUUUUUUAAAAAAAAGGCUAAGAACAUGUUUAGACACAUAUUAUGGCUCCGCGUCAUACAGCCACAUCCGAAGAGCAGGAAAUGUAAUGGAGGAAAAUAUAUUCCUAUCUCCAUUUUUUUCGGCACUUCGACUCCCUUUGUGAGACUUGCUAGAUCACAAAGGCAGGACUAGGAGGUCCCGUAUUUAGAGAGUAUUAUGUGCCUUUCCCUCCUCAGGUAACUUGCCUUUGUGUUUGCCCCUCCUGUAAAAGGUUCUGAAAUCUCCAGCGGCUGUAAUUUUCUAAGUUCUCCUGCAAGUGGUAAUUUUCUACUUUUAGCCCUUUGUCUGUUUUUAGAGUCAGCCGAUCUCUCCCUUUCGGUCAUAGGCACAAAUUCUUUUUCUGGUCUGGACAGUUGAGUUUGACCUUACGGUUUCUAAACUCAUCUAUCCUGGAGCAUGGCGAAGCCUCGGGAGAGCUCAUCUUUUCCAGAACCUGUCAUGUCUUGAAUUAAUUUUAUAAUGAAUGAUUUUAGAGUGUUGUGUUGUACUGUUGUACUGUUGUACUGUUUUAUUGUUGUUAGCCGCCCUGAGCCCGGCUUCGGCUGGGGAGGGCGGGAUAUAAAUAAAAUUUAUUAUUAUUAUUAUUAUUAUUAUUAUUAUUACUAUCAUCAUUUUGUUUUUGGGGGUGCUGACACCGUUGCCUCCUUUUGUACCUGCAAGGAAAGGGAUCUUGAGAGUGAAUGAUUAAAAAAAUAAAUCCAUACCCUCCAAGAUUUCUCCAAUGAAAAUAGGGAUGUACUAUUCAACAACAACAACAGUAUCCCUUCCAUCUGACUAGGUUGCCCCAGUCACUCUGGGUAGCUUCCAGCCUAUAUAAAAACAUAAUAAAACAUUGAACAUUAAAAAAAGCUUCCCUGUAAUGUUGUCUAGUUACUUAUCUCCUUGGCUUGGUGGGUCAUAUAACUCCAUACACUCCAGGGUGGAUAAAAAUCAAGGAUUUAAAAUAAAUAAAUAAAUAAAUAAACGGAUUUUUAAAUUUUAAAUCGGAUUUUUAAAAAUUUAAAUCAGAUUUUUUUAUUUAAAUCGGAUUUUUAAAAUAAAAUGCUUUUGGAUAAAAAAUCUUUCUAAUGAUAGAUUUCUAUUUAAGUUACAUUAUAGUCCAAAGGCUAUUCAUCGGGAAAUAAGGAUUUGUUUUAAGCUUUUCAUGUGUGCUAAAACUCAGUAUAAGGUUGUGUUGUUGUUUUUAAAAAAAUCGUUUAACCACAUUAGUUAACAAACAUGGAUACAUAGGCUAUAAUGUUAUUGUUUUAGUUAAAUAAAUUGUUUACAUUGUUAUUAAGGAAAUGAUUAUUAUUCUCCUUCCAGUAAUGUACAGCAGAAAUAUAAACAAUAAUUUCAUAAUUACCCGUCUUUGUCUUUCUAAUAGUAUAACCAAAUCAGUGAAUUUUUUAUAUAACUGUAAAAACAACUCUGAAAAUUUAUCAUUCCAAAAAUGAAACCUCCUUCUGGUUGUAAAUAUUAAGAUUAUACCCUCAAGAACGAAUCUUUCUGUAAAAAAGUGAUUUAGAUCAAGUCUUACUGACUAGUGAUUUAAAUCAAGUCUUUAAAAGGUAAAGGUAAAGGACCCUUGACAGUUAAGUCCAAUAGCGGACGAGUCUGGGGUUGUGGUGCUCAUCUCGCUUUAGAGGCUGAGGGAGCUGGCAUUUGUCCGCAGACAGUUUUUCUGGGUCAUGUGGCCAGCAUGACUAAGCCGCUUCUGGCGAACCAGAGCAGCGCACGGAAACGCCGUUUACCUUCCCGCUGGAGCGGUACCUAUUUAUCUACUUGCACUUUUUGCUGUGCUUUUGAAUUGCUAGGUUGGCAGGAGCUGGGACAGAGCAAUGGGUGCUCACCCCGUCACGGGGAUUCGAACCACUGACCUUCUGAUCGGCAAGCCUUUGAGGCUCAGUGGUUUAGACCACAGCGACUAGUAAUUUAAAUUGUGAUUUGAAUAGAUUUGAUUUAAAUCAAAUCCACCCUGAUACCCUCCAACAUUUCUCUGAGGAAAAUAGGGAUGUCCUAAGAAAAAGCGGGAUAUUCCGGGAUCAAAUCAUAAACUGCUUCUGUAAAUUUGGGGCUGUUCCUGGGAAAUAGGGACUCUUGGAGGGUUUGAGAUGGUUGUAUCUUGUGGUGUUAGUAUGGCUUCCGUCAGCAGGACAUGGAAGCAAUCGAUUUCUGGCGAUUCCCUGUGGAGGGUUCCCCAACCCUUUGGAGCAGAAUUAUGGAAUGGAGGGAGCUACAGGAGGAAAACCAGUUCCCCUCACAUUCUGCUGACGGAAGUGUUACGGUCAUCGGAACAGCACAUUGCAUAAAAUCUAGAAGCAACAUCUCAUCAGCUGGAAACCUUGCCCUUAAGCCAGAAACAUGGCUAAAGCCUGACUCCAGCUAUGGCCUGUGUCUUGUGAGAAACUUUGCUAAAGAGAUUGGCUUGGUGCGAGAAGGUAAUUGCAGGUUUUAAUAACCGUUUGGGGUUUUAAGCAAAGCAGCAAGUAAAAUGCGGUUCUGCAAGAAUGCAUGUUUUCAUAGUCAGAGGUGGUUGUAUACAGUACUAUUCCAGUUGGCUGCCCCUGCCAUCUGGGAAACUACCUCAUACUUGAUUCCUGCAGAGCUGUUUGCUACCAAUAUGGGGCUAUUGAAAGCAGAUCCCACCAGAUCUGGGCACUAUUCCACAUUAUGCCUGCUCUAACUCAUGUUUUCAUUUCAUUUCAUGCAUUUGUUUAUUAAAUGUGUAUACCAAUCUUACUCCAAAGUUCACAGGGGAACAUAAAAUUACAAAAUAAGAACACAAAAUACAGUACAGUGGUACCUCUGGAUGCGAACGGGAUCCGUUCCGGAGCCCCAUUCGCAUCCUCAGUAGAACGUAACACUUGACUGGUGCGUAAAGGUACAGUGGUACCUCGCAAGACGAAUGCCUCGCAAGACGAAAAACGCGCAAGACGAAAGAGUUUUUCGUUUUUUGAGUUGCUUUGCAAGACGAAUUUCCCUAUGGGCUUGCUUCGCAAGACGAAAACGUCUUGUGAGUUUGUUUCCUUUUUCUUAAAACCGUUAAUACCCAGGGUAACCGUGCUUCGCAAGACGAAAAAUUCACAAGGCGAAAAAACUCGCAGAACGAAUUAAUUUCGUCUUGCGAGGCACCACUGUACGUUAUGAAGGCCCCAGGUGAGCCUCUCUGGGGAGAGCAUGCUGCAAACGGAGAGCCACUGCAGAAAAGGCCCUUUCUCAUCUUGUCACCCUCCGGACUUCUCAUGGAGGAGGCACACAGAGAAGGGCCUCAGAUGAUUAUCAUUGCAGGGUCCAGGUCGGUUCAUAUGGGGGAGAGGCGGCCCUUGAGAUAUUGCAGUCCUGAGUCUUUUAAAGCUUUGUAGGUCAAAACCAGCGCUUUGAUUUGGGCUCAUAAACUUAAUUGUUGGCUAGUGCAGUAAGGCCAGGAUCAGUUUAAUAGGUUCAAACUGACUUGCCUUGGUGAGCAACCUGGCCUCUGAAUUAGUGGGUUGUGAGGAUGGUCCUGUCUGUGACAGGGAGUUGCUAACUACAUGGAGGGUUUUUUUAUACACUGGUACCUCGGGUUAAGAACUUAAUUCGUUCCAGAGGUCUGUUCUUAACUUGAAACUGUUCUUAACCUGAAGCACCACUUUAGCUAAUGGGGCCUCCUGCUGCUGCUGUGCCACCGCUGCACGAUUUCUGUUCUCAUCUUGAAGCAAAGUUCUUAACCCGAGGUAAUAUUUCUGGGUUAGCGGAGUCUAUAACCUGAAGCGUAUGUAACCUGAAGCAUAUGUAACCCAAGGUACCACUGUAUAUAAAAAGUAUACAGUGGACGCUCGGGUUGCGAACGUGAUCCAUGCGGGAUGCACGUUUGCAACCCGCAGUGGCGCGUUUGCGCAUGCGCGGCUUGCGAUUCGGCACUUAUGCGCAAAGCGUGAUUUAGCGUUUCUGCACAUGCGCGACCGCCGUAACCCGGAAGUAACCCGUUCCGGUACUUCUGGGUUUCGGCAGGUCCAUAAUUCGAAAAAACGCAACCUGAAGCGUCUGUAACCUGAGGUAUGACUGUAUUUUGUUUUAAUUUUCACAGACUCUGGGAUAUUCCUCAUCUAUAGCAGUGGUCUUCAAGGCUGCUUGGAGACUAAGGACUCUCUAGUGAAAAUUUCCAAGAGUUGCAACACCAGCCUCCCAGCCCAGAAGUGGAAAUGGGUUUCCCGGAACCGGCUUUUCAACGUUGGGGCUAUGCAAUGCUUGGGGGUCUCCUGGAAGUCUUCAAACUCAAGCGCAACAGCCCAGGCACUAGGCACCUAUGAGUGCGACCGGGAAUCUGUCAACAUGCGGUGGAACUGCCGGAGCCUAGGUGACCAGCUUUCCCAGUAUUUGAGCUCCAGGUUGGGGAACUGGUCACUGACACCAUCGGAGAGGGGCGAUCAGGCACGAGGAGGCCAGUGGAAGAUCUAUGGCCACGAUGAAGAUUUGUGCUCCAGGCCGUAUUCGGGUAAAGCCUCUAGUAGAGGAUUGAAACUUUUCUUUCUCAUUCUUUGCUGUUGCUGGUAGCACAGUGGUGCCUUGGUAGUCGAACGGAUUGACUCCAAAACAAAUCGGCUCCUGAAUGCUGCAAACCCAGAUGUGAGUGUUCUGGUUUGCGAACAUUUUUCAGAAGCCAAACGUCCAACACAGCUUCCAAUUGAGUGCAGGAAGCUCCUGCAGCCAAUCGGAGGCUGUGCCUUGGUUUUCGAACGUUUUCUGAAGUCAAACGGACUCCUGGAACGGAUUUAAUUCGAGAACCAAGGUACCACUGUAUGUGUUUCACGGGUUUGCUGUGCGAAUUCAGAAGGCGGGUCUCUCAACUGCACCAGUGCUGGGUCUAGCAAAGCAGAAGUGGUUCCUUCUACGUUCUGCACUGAGUUGUAAGAGUUUUCAGAGCUUAGGAUUGCUCUGCAAAUCAUAGUUGAGUGGAGAGUCAGCAAUCGUAAAAUUUCCAGCUGUUUGUAAAAGCCAAGGCAAACGGGAAAAUGGUGCUGUGUUUCUGAAAGAUGGGUCCUUGAUUCUUUGCCUCUCUUCCGCGAUGCUCGCUGCGUUCCCACCAUAUUUUAACUGUCUCUCUUGAGUUUCAUUUUGCCAAAGUCUGGGCCGUCGCCAAAGCCACCGACCACCAUUCAGUCUAAAUAACGCUUAAGUUCAAACAUCAGCCUCAGUUUGCAUUGGAAACAGCUGCAUAGUGAAAUUGUGGUUUAAAUUGCUUUAGUUUGAAUCCAGGUUAAGUUGGUUGCCUUCUGGCUGUUUCCACACUGGGCCCCUGCUGUGAAAUAGCUGCGCUUUUACUCACUUUCAACGAGGUACUGCAAAACAUCUUAACAAAGCACCCCCCACUUUAUCUUUUCAUAAACCCCUUGAGGGUAUUAGAGUGGCUAUUCCACUUCCAGCUUAAAUCAGAACAGCGAUUCUGUGCUGCUAAAUCGUCCCUGUCUGGGAGCACCCUUUGAUUUCCAGCGAGGAAAGUUAGCCAUGACUAACGAAGGUUCCACUAAAAUGAGCGCAGGAUUAAAGUUCAACUAAUUUAGCCUGGAUGGAACCCUCUUUCACAAAACCGAUGUGUGUUCUAAAUUGCAGCAUAAAACCACUCUGUGAUGUGGAACUGAACUGUUCUGUGAAAGGUUGCUUUUCUGUCCCUCAAGGCUGCAAAGAUAGGCAGAGGUACAUAGGCAGGUACCUGAUAGAAUCUAAGGCGCUAGAUGGAGGACCAAAUUUCCAGAGAAUCAGUGUUCCAGUGCUCUUUAACCUUUCUUCAAAAUAAGUGCAUGACAAAAAUGCCAUUUUUGUUUAAUUUGAGUAAUUUAUUUACUUCACGGAACUAAGCUGUUCUUUGGCAGAAAAUUUGGGCUAUGUUGAUGCAGACUUUUUUGGGAGAGAAAAAAUACCUGAGUACAUAUACAUGUAUUGCAAGGUGACCAAAUGAACAAGAAACUCAGAACUUGGACCAGAGAGCGGUUUACGAAUAUGAAUAGAGUCGUAGCCCAAAAUUCAUAAGUCAAGUCAGUGUGUCUUUCUGAAAGGACAAAUGAGCUCACAGAGGGCAAAUCCUCACCACCUCUGCGUUGUUGAUAUAUUAGGAGAGGAAGGGGGGAAUCGCAUUUCAAAGAAGUUCUUGUUUUGCUUUGCCUCUUCCCAGUCGGCUUUUGAUGUGCUAACUUUUCAGACAAUGCCAAACCCCAAAACCUUGCGAUCCAAUUCUGGAUUGAAUAGUCGGGAAGACCUUUUUUAAGUGUCUCCUAUUUUUGCCGCAGUAAACAGACUAAACCUUUUGCUGUGGGAAUUGAGGCCAACGCAUGUAGGUUUCCAAACCCUGUGAGAGAUCAGUUUCCCUGCUGAUUAUUUAGGGGCUCAGAUGCAAAUGGUCUUAUUUGAUGUCUUUGCCUUUUGCUAGUUUGAUGACCUUGAAGCUUUUCCAGCCAUCUGUGCUUCAGUCAGCAUCCUACCAUUAACAAACAAGCCCUGUGUUCUGAAGAACCCGCUUGAUGCAGAAUUUUUAUGUUUGUUUUGGUAGCGCAGUUCGCGCAUACUCUUGGUGCAUGUGGAAAAAAUUUCAUCAUGUGCUCAGUGGAGCAGCUCGACAGCCCAAAUAUGUGCUGGAUUAAUUUGAAGUCAGGCAGGGUAUGCUGUGAGGGCACAGCUAGCCGGAGGAGUUGUGGAAUGGCGUGUUGAAUGUUAACUUAGGGCUGCAAGAACAUACAGGUGAAACUCGGAAAAUUAGAAUAUUGUGGAAAAGUUCAUUUAUUUCAGUAAUUCAACUUAAAAGGUGAAACUAAUAUAUGAGAUAGACUCAUGACAUGCAAAGCGAGAUAUGUCAAGCCUUUAUUUGUUAUAAUUGUGAUGAUCAUGGCGUACAGUCGAUGAAAAGCCCAAAUUAACAAUCUCAGAAAAUUAGAAUUUUAAACGAAAUCAGCAAAACAAGGACUGCAAAUAGAGCAAUAUUGGGCCUCUGAGAAGUAGAAGCAUGCAUAUGUACUCAGUACUUUGUUUGGGCCCCUUUUGCAUCAAUUACUGCCUCUGCGGCGUGGCAUGGAUGCCAUCAGCCUGUGGCACUGCUGAGGUGUUAUGGAAGACCAGGAUGCCUCAAUAGCAGCCUUCAGCCCUUCUGCAUUGCUCGGUCUCAUGUCUCUCAUCUUUCUCUUGGCUUGGCAAUGCCCCAUAGAUUCUCUAUGGGGUUCAGGUCAGGCGAGUUUGCUGGCCAAUCAAGCACAGUAAUCCCAUGGGCAUUGAACCAGGUUUUGGUACUUUGGGCAGUGUGGGCAGGUGCCAAAGUCCUGCUGGAAAAUGAAGUCAGCAUCCCCAUAAAGCUCGUCUACGGAAGGAAGCAUGAAGUGCUCCAAAAUCUCCUGGUAGACGGCUGCGUUGACCCUGGACUUAAUGAAGCACAGUGGACCAACACCAGCUGAUGACAUGGCUCCCCAAAUCAACACAGACUGUGGAAACUUAACACUGGACUUCAAGCAUCUGGCAUUGUGUGCCUCCCCAUUCUUCCUCCAGACUCUGGGUCCUUGGUUUCCAAAUGAGAUGCAAAAGCUGCUCUCACCAGAAAAGAGAUUAGUCAAGAGACAGAUGAGAGACAUGAGACCCAGCAAUACAGAAGGGCUUCUCCAUGAUAUUCUAAUUUUCCGAGUUUCACCUGUAGGUUGCCAAGGCCUUUGGGGUUAAAUGAUAAGCAGUCACUCUCUCUCCAUAUCAAAGAAGGACUCUCCAUAGGAGCUCUUUCUCUCUGUGUGUUUUAUCUCUCUCUUCUCUUCCUCCAGAAAUUUACACCAUUCAAGGCAACUCUCAUGGGAAGCCCUGUACUAUCCCCUUCAAGUACGACAGCCAGUGGUUCUAUGACUGCACCAGCAUGGGGCGUGGAGAUGGUCACCUCUGGUGUGCCACCACACAGGAUUACGGCAAAGAUGAAAGAUGGGGGUUCUGCCCCAUUAAGAGUAAGCUGCUUCUGUGGGGUGGGAAAUCACGGGGACCGAUGGGCCAAACCACAGGAGUGAACAGAUGGUUGUGCCAACUGUUGAACCGAAAAACAGUCCUCCUUUCUUAAGACACCAUGGGAGGUUUCCUUCUGCCUUCUAAGCCUCCAGGGUUUUGGUUUCCAAAAUUACCCUUCUGUAAGUGUUCCGUUCACACACACAUGCCCUGAGCGGUUGCACUGGUUUCUGUGAUUCAGUCUUCCCCCUCAAGAGUUGGAGUAUUGAUGAAUAUUCCAUGCGGGUGUCCAGGGACAAGGGACUAAAACAAGUAGCGUUCGCUGUAAAUAGAUAAGAUAGGCUUGCAAGUGCUGCAGAAGCUGUAGUAGUGUAUAGAACAGGCUUCCUCAGCCUUGGCCCUCCAGAUGUUUUAGGCCUACAACUCCCAUGAUCCCUAGCUAGCAGGACCAGUGGUCAGGGAUGAUGGGAAUUGUAGUCUCAAAACAUCUGGGGGGCCGAGGUUGAGGAAGUCUGGUAUAGAAGGACACCAAUGAUCGGUCUCUUUCCUGUAUCGUGACAAAGGGUAAACAAUAUACGCAUUAAUUUGAGACUGUCCUUUACCCUCAGGGCUCAAAGUGAGUUAAAUAUCUUACAAAUGUAUAUAAAAUAAAACAGACAUUGAAUGGGUGCUUCUCAGAGUGCUCAGUUUGAAAGAUAAGGAAGGAGUGCAAGCCUAUAGAAGGCCGUAUCACCAUUCCCAAACUGCUGUCCCAUCUUCUCUUACUCCUGCUACAGUGGUACCUCGGGUUACAGACGCUUCAGGUUACAGACUCCGCUAACCCAGAAAUAGUUAAGAACUUUGCUUCAGGAUGAGAGCAGAAAUCACCUGGCGGCGGCGGGAGGCCCCAUUAGCUAAAGUGGUGCUUCAGGUUAAGAACAGUUUCAGGUUAAGAACGGACCUCCGGAACAAAUUAAGUAUGUAACCAGAGGUACCACUGUAUAAAGUACAGUGGUACCUCUGGUUGCAAACGGGAUCUGUUCCAGAGGCCCGUUCGCAACCUGAAAGGAACACAACCCGCAUCUGUGUGUGUGCAGGUCGCGAUUCAUCGCUUCUGCGCAUACGCGUGAUGUCAUUUAGUGCGUCUGCACAUGUGCGAGCGGUGAAACCCGGAAGUAACCUGGACGCAACCUGAAAACGCUCAACCUGAAGCAAACACAACAUGAGGUAUGACUGUAUAAGGUAUAGUCACUGCCUUCUCUCCCCUGCCCCCACCUCACAGGACCCUGUCACACAACACAGAGGCUGGGAAAAGCCUUCCCUAAAACUCUGGAAAAGUGACUUGAAGUUUACAGCAUGUUAUUCUUUGAAGGAGAACUAUCUGAAAAUGAAUCACAGAUGGUAUUUAACUCCAUAGGUUUGUUAGGAUGUGUAAGACUAAUCAGAUAAGUGCUGGAAGUGUGAAGAGGCAGAGGGAAUGUUCUUUCAUAUGUGGUGGACGUGUUAAAGGGGAAAAGAAUAUUGGGAAAUGAACCGUAAUGAAUUGAAAAAAAUGUUUAAAAGUACUUCCCCCCCCCCCCAAAACAGAGUCCUUUCUGUUGGGGAUAAUCCAGACUGAAAUUCCCAGGUGUCAGAAAAGGUUAUUUAUGUAUGCCACUAUUGUGGCCCGUGUUUUGUUAGCCCAAAAAUGGAAAAUGAUCAAGGUGCCAACCAAAGACAUUCUAAGGGCAACUAGAGUUGACAGAAUAUGCACAGCUUGCAGACUUAACAUAUAGAAUAAGAGAACAAGAAGGACAUAAGUUUAAAGAAGAUUGGAAACUGUUUAUUGAAUAUAUGGGAAAUAAUUUUGUACAGCUGAAAAAGUUGGCAGCAUUAAGAUAAAUUCAACAGUAUAAAUAAGUUAUGUUGGGUGUAAUAAUGGAAUACUGAAUGGCAUAGUCUCUGUAAAAUAUGCAGGGAUUUAUGAUAUGUAAGGGAUGCGGGUGGCGCUGUGGGUUAAACCACAGAGCCUAGGACUUGCCGAUCAGAAGGUCGGUGGUUCGAAAAUGUUGAAAAGUACUUAAAAAACAAACAAACAGAGUCCUUUUCAUUGGGGAUAAUUCAGAUGGAAAUUCCCAGGUGUCAAAAAAGGUUAUUUAUGUAUGCCACUAGGGACACGGGUGGCGCUGUGGGUUAAACCACUGAGCCUCUUGGGCUUGCCGAUCAGAAGGUCAGCGGUUCGAAUCCCCGCGGUGGGGUGAGCUCCCGUUGCUCGGUCCCUGCUCCUGCUAACCUAGCAAUUCGAAAGCACGUCAAAGUGCAAGUAGAUAAAUAGGUACCGCUCCGGCGGGAAGGUAAACGGCGUUUCCAUGCGCUGCUCUGGUUCACCAGAAGCGGCUUAGUCAUGCUGGCCACAUGACCCGGAAGCUGUACGCCGGCUCCCUCGGCCAAUAAAGCGAGAUGAGCGCCGCAACCCCAGAGUCGGCCACGACUGGACCUAAUGGUCAGGGUCCCUUUACCAUUUACCUUUAUGAUAUGUAAAAUGAUCCAUGGAAAGAGAAGAAGGGAAGUCAUUGAUAUCUCAAGGGUGUAAAAUGAGUAUUUUAAAUUGUAAAGCAGAAAUUUUAAUAAAAAAUGUGUGUGUGUGUACACACACACACACACACACACACACACACACAGUGGUACCUCUGGUUACGUACUUAAUUCGUUCUGGAGGUCCGUUCUUAACCUGAAACUGUUCUUAACCUGAAGCACCACUUUAGCUAAUGGGGCCUCCCGCUGCCGCUGCGCCACCACUGUGCAAUUUCUGUUCUCAUCCUGAAGCUCUUAACCCGAGGUACUAUUUCUGGGUUAGCGGAGUCUGUAACCUGAAGCGUAUGUAACCUGAAGCAUAUGUAACCCGAGGUACCACUGUAUAUGUGUGUGUCUCCUUUCCACCUCCCAUUCUGUUGUGGUCAGCAAAAGGGACAACUCCCCUUUGAUGCUACCUACAGAUGGCUGCCCACAGGGUGUCUCUUGAUCGGUAUGGAUAAUGGUCACGUUGACUUGCAGUAGUAAAUGCCCUUCUUUCUUUCUUUUUUGCCUGUCCUCUUAGGCGAUGACUGCGAUACAUUUUGGGACAGGGACCAGCUCACCAACAGCUGCUACCAGUUCAACUUCCAGUCCACCCUGUCUUGGCAGGAGGCUGGGAAGAGCUGUGAGCAGCAAGGGGCCAGUCUGCUGAGCAUCACUGAGGUCCACGAACAGACCUACAUCAAUGGUGAGCUAUGGGCACAGGGAACUGAAGAAGUCCCUGCUGCCAAAAGUGUACACGAUUCCCUGAUUGCCUUUCUCCUGACAUGCACACCAGCAAUAGGCCAUUCCAGUCAUGUUUGUUCUCCUGGUCUACUUCAGUGAGUGGGAACUCAGUUUGGGAAGGGGCUAUACUGAGGACUGACUCUGGAAAAGUGGGCCAGUCACUAUAUAAGAUAUAAUAAUAAUAAUAAUAAUAAUAAUAAUAAUAAUAAAUUUUAUUUAUAUCCCACCCUCCCCAGCCGAAGCCGGGUUCAGAGCGGCUAAUAUCAAAUGUAUAACACAUUAACAUAAAAUCAGACAAUCAAUUAAAAUACAAAUGUGUUUCUGAACAGCGACAGGAGAUUUGGAGUUGCAGUUCUGUGAUCACUUGAGAUUCUGCAGCGGAUUUCAUUUCAUUUCAUUUUUAAUUUGUAUACUGCCUUUCUAUCUUACAAUGCUCAAGGUGGUUUACAAGCUGAAGAAACAAAAAAUGUGCAUCUUAUAACAAUCUAAUGCAAUACAAAAAUAUGAUAAUAAAGCAUAACUUUAAAAUAGGCAACCUACAUCAAAAAAGUAACAGUCAGCAAUCAUUAGAAUAGUAUAAAAUAAUGUCAACAUAUAAAAGUUAAACAGAAAUCCACUCAACAGUUACAAUAGUAUCUAAACUAUAAUCAAUAAAACGGCAAGCCUCAGUACAUAAAACAAUACAAUACACAUUAAGAAGCAGAGGGUGGGGCAGGGCAGGUGGACGGAGGCCUUGCCUGAUGGAGUCUCUCCCCUCACAGUCUCUCUAAAAUAAUAAUAAUAAUAAUUUAUACCCCACCCUCCCUGGCUAGAGCCGGGCUCAGGGCGGCUAACACCAAUAAAAUCACAGUAAAAACAUAUUAGGAGGAAAAGGAAAAGCAAAGCAAAAUUAAAAUACAGGUUAAAAUGCAAUUUAAAAUGCAGCCUUAUUUUAAAAGUAGGCGAUAAAUCAAGACGAUAAGGGAAGGGAAACAUAAGGGUCAGACUGAGUCCAAACCAAAGGACAGGCGGAACAGCUCUUCAGUACAGUCAAACCUUGGAUACCGAAGGCCUCCAUUUUGGAACGUUUCGACUCCCAAACACCGAAAACCUAGAAGUAAAUGCUCUGGUUUUCGAAUGUUUUUUGGAAGCCGCGCCUCGGUUGUCAAACAUUUUGGAAGCUAAAUGGGCUUCCGGAACGGAUUAUAUUCGACAAUCGAGGUUUGACUGUAUUGUUGCAGAAAUUCAGAAUCUCUUCAGUAUCGGAAGAAAAGGAAAGCUGGCGGGCUCUUGUUGCAAAUGAGAGAGAUAGGAUCUGGGGAAAAUCAGGCUGUGUUAUGUGGUCAGCAGGGCAAGCGUCCAAGAUUUAAGGAGGUCUCUGUGGCUGGAGGAAGUGGGGUCUAGGUUCUGUCAGGGACCAGGAAGUGCUUGCGUUGCUGGAUGUGUCUUACGCUGAGAAGGUGGAGGAUCUGACUGCCCUUUUCCUGUCUACACCAGGACUGCUAACGGGAUAUGGUUCCACACUGUGGAUUGGGCUUAAUGAUCUGGACCUCAACGGGGGCUGGCAGUGGUCAGACAACUCACCUUUGAAGUUCCUUAACUGGGAGAGUGGUAAGUAAAAAAAAUACCAAGAGGAUGGCUGAAUUAUCCCACUGAAUUGACAAAUGAGCCACAUGGCUGGCAUGGGCUGUUGGUAUUUGCUGGAGACUAAUUUUAUGCAGGUGGCGCUGUGGUCUAAACCACUGAGCCUCUUGGGCUUGCCGAUCAGAAGGUCGGCGGUUCUAAUCCCCGCGACGGGGUGAGCUCCCGUUGCUCGGUCCCAGCUCCUGCCAACCUAGCAGUUCGAAAGCACGCCAGUGCAAGUAGAUAAAUAGGUACCGCUCCGGCGGGAAGGUAAACGGCGUUUUCGUGCGCUGCUCUGGUUUUGCCAGAAGUGGCUUAGUCAUGCUGGCCACAUGACCCGGAAAAACGGUCUGCGGACAAACGCCGGCUCCCUCGGCCAAUAAAGCAAGAUGAGCACUGCAACCCGAGUCAUUCACGACUGGACUUAACUGUCAGGGGUCCCUUUACCUUACCUUAGUGCUACUAUAUCGCUUUUUGAAAUACAAAGUGUUGUGACACUUCUGAUACUGGUUUGGCCAAAGGUACCCCACAAAUGUCAACCGUGAGCAGUCACUUGAACUUGAGUCACAGUUGGCAAAUCAAGCUCUUCAGCUGUGCAGUAUAAAUUCUCUCCUGCCUUCAGUGAUGCAGCUAGAUAAUUUAAAACCCCAGACUUAGUGACCUUUUCCCCUCUUCUUCUUCUUUUUUGCAGUGGGGGGCUUUUGACGCCCAUGUGUAUUGUGGGCAGUUGUGAAGCAAACAAUUCACAUUUCUCUUCUCCAUCCCCUCCCAGCUCUCCUCCAUACUUUAAAACUGCUUCUACGUUUCUGAUAAAUCAGAGCAAGAAACACUUUGUGAAUUCUGAUUUAUUAUUAUUAUUUUUUAAAGGAGCAUGUGGAGUUUCUCAUUUUAAACUAGCCAUCUGGACUACGGGAAUAAAAUGGGGUUUGCUUCUGCUGAAUGGAUUUACUUGGGAAUAAGCAUCAUAUUUGCUUGUUAUGGAAAAGGAUGUAAUGGUUCUAAAGUAAAUAAUGAAACGAGCAUUCUGUACAUUGGUGCUUGGCCAUUUCUUGACACACACUCUCUCUCUCUCUCUGUACAGUGGUACCUCGGUUUACAUACGCUUCAGGUUACAGACUCCGCUAACCCAGAAAUAGUACCUCGGGUUAAGAAUUUUGCUUCAGGAUGAGAACAGAAAUUGUGCUCCAGCGGCGCAGCAGCAGCAGGAGGCCCCAUUAGCUAAAGUGGUGCUUCAGGUUAAGAACAGUUUCAGGUUAAGAACGGACCUCCGGAACGAAUUAAGUACUUAACCCGAUGUACCACUGUAUAUAUAUACAGUGGUGCCCCGCAAGACGAAUGCCUCGCAAGACGGAAAAACCGCUAGACGAAAGGGUUUUCUGUUUUGAAGUUGCUUCGCAGGACGAAUUCCCCUAUGGGCUUGCUUCGCAAGACGAAAAUACCUUGCGAGUCUUGAGAUUUUUUUCGCUUUUCCCCCUUUAUCUAAUCUGCUAAGCCUUUAAUAGCCUUUAAUAGCCUUUUAGCAGCUAAUCCCCUAAGCCUUUAAGCCUUUAAUAGCCGCUAAACCGCUAAUAGCGCUAAUAGCGCUAAUCCGUCAAUGGGCUUGCUUCGCAAGACGAAAAAACCGCUAGACGAAGACUCUCACGGAACGGAUUAAUUUCGUCUUGCGAGGCACCACUGUAUAUAUAUAUUAAAGCAAGAAGAUCAAGGGACGAACCUGGAUAGCUCGGUUCUUUAGAGCAUGGGUAGGCAGACUAAGGCCCGGGGCCUGGAUCCUGCCCAAUCGCCUUCUAAAUCAGGCCUGUUGACGGUCCGGGAAUCAGCGUGUUUUUACAUGAGUAGAAUGUGUGCUUUUAUUUAAAAUGCAUCUCUGGGUUAUUUGUGGGGCAUAGGAAUUUGUUCAUUCCCCCCCCCAAAAAAAACCAACAACAGUCCGGCUCUCUACAAGGUCUGAGGGACAGUGGACCGGCCCCCUGCUGGAAAAGUUUGCUGACCCCUGCUUUAGAGCAUGGUUGCAGGUCUGAUCUCAGUAUGGGACUUCACUGUGGGGGGGUUGGAUCCUGAGGAUCUCUCCCAACUCUGCAAUUCUAUGAGUCUUAAGGAUACUGCAGCAACCAGCAUUGGCCCCAGUGACCCAUGGCCCAUGGGUACCCUGGUGCGGACACCAAGCCUGUUUGCCACUGCCCCAUCGCCUGCUGUAAUUGUGGGUGGCUGGGUUGUGGGGCCUUGGGAGUUCAUCCAGAAGGCACAACCCUAGCUGCCCCACUGGCUGCCUCUUCCAAGUCUCAACAACAACAUCCAAAGCGCAUUUCUUAUUCCGAUUCUCUUUGGAACACAGUGGUACCUCUGGUUACGUACUUAAUUUGUUCUGGAGGUCUGUUCUUAACCUGAAACUGUUCUUAACCUGAAGCACCACUUUAGCUAAUGGGGCCUCCCGCUGCCGCCGCCACGUGAUUUCUGUUCUCAUCCUGAAGCAAAGUUCUUAGAGAGCCAGUGUGGUGUAGUGGUUAAGAGCGAUAGACUCGUAAUCUGGGGAACCGGGUUCGGGUCUCCACUCCUCCACAUGCAGCUGCUGGGUGACCUUGGGCUAGUCACAUUUCUCUGAAGUCUCUCAGCCCCACUCACCUCACAGAGUGUUUGUUGUGGGGGAGGAAGGGAAAGGAGAAUGUUAGCCGCUUUGGGACUCCUUCGGGUAGUGAUAAAGCGGGAUAUCAAAUCCAAACCCUUCUUCUUUUUCUUCUCAACCCGAGGUACUAUUUCUGGGUUAGCGGAGUCUGUAAUCUGAAGUGUAUGUAACCUGAAGCGUCUGUAACCCGAGGUACCACUGUAAAUGCAUAGGCUGCCUCCACACCAUAUAUUUAAAGCACAGGAUUCCACCCAAAAUCCUGAAAACUGUACUUUUUUUAUGGGAAUUAUAGUUCAAUGAUGGCAUGAGCUACAGUUCUCAUUAUUCUUUUUUUUGGGGGGGGAGCCAUGUGUUUUAAAUGUGUGUGUGCAGCCUCUGUAUUUGAGAUUCAAAACAUCCUCGGGUGUGGUUUUGCCUCUUUCCGCACAGCAAAGCACUGUCAGGCUGUGCUUUUCUGGGUAAAUAACAGCUGUACAGUGGUGCCCCGCAAGACGAAUGCCUCGCAAGACGGAAAACCUGCUAGACGAAAGGGUUUUCCGUUUUGGAGGUGCUUCGCAAAACGAAUUUCCUAUGGGCUUGCUUCGCAAGAGGAAAAUGUCUUGCGAGUUCCUGCGGGGUUUUUUUCCUUUCCCCCCCCUUUUUCCCAAGCCGCUAAGCCGCUUAUCAGCUGAUCCGCUAAGCCGCUUAACAGCUGAUCGCUAAGUCGCUUAUCAGCUGAUCCGCUAAGGCGCUUAACAGCUGAUCCGCUAAGCCGCUUAACAGCUGAUCGCUAAGCCGCUUAACAGCUGAUCGCUAAGCCGCUUAUCAACUGAUCCGCUAAGCCGCUUAACAGCUGAUCGGCUAAGCCGCUUAACAGCUGAUCGCUAAGCCGCUUAUCAGCUGAUCCGCUAAGCCGCUUAACAGCUGAUCGGCUAAGCCGCUUAACAGCUGAUCUGUUAAGCCACUAAGCCGCUUAUUAGCUGAUCGGCUAAGCCGCUUAUCAGCUGAUCCGUUAAGCCGCUUAACAGCUGAUCGCUAAGCCGCUUAUCAGCUGAUCCGCUAAGCCCGCUAAGCCGCUAAUACUGUAGCGCUAAUCCGCUAAACCGCUAAUGGGCUUGCUUCGCAAGACGAAAAAACCCGCAAGACGAAGAGACUCGCGGAACGGAUUCUUUUCGUCUUGCGAGGCACCACUGUAGUUGCAAAGGUUGGUGACCUCCUCCUCCUGCUGCCCCUUGCAGAUCAGCCUGACAACCCCAGCGAAGAAAACUGUGGGGUGAUACGGACAGAGUCGUCAGGGGAAUGGCAGAACCGUGACUGCAGCAUGGCCUUGCCUUACAUCUGCAAGAAAAAACCCAAUGCCACUUCUAAUAUAUACUUCUUACGUGAGUAAUAUGCAGAAAGCGAUUGGUUUGACGUAUAUAUAUCAUGAUCUGAAAGCCACCUAUCUCAUGCCUGCCUUUCUGCAACCCCAACAACUAUUGGCCGAGCUGUUCUGAUGUCACGGAAUGUCCGUGAAACAUGUGCUGACUGUCUGGAGUAGAAGUGAGUGUCGGGAACGGAAUGCUCCAAAGAGCGCAGCUUCUGUGAGACAAGUGAAAGGGCAGUUUAACUGCGGUCUUUUUUUUCCUGGCUGAAGAUGAACAGGAAGAGUAGGCCUAGGGGAAAGCAUGACUAUAAAGCAGAGAGUAGGCAGAAGAAGCUUUCAGGCAGUGCUGUGGAGAAAAAGACAAAAGCCUGAGGGGAAAAUGAAGGAGGGAGACCUGGUGGAAAACAUCUUGCUGGAUUUAGGGGCAGAAAUACAUGGAGUUGGUUGGAAGGAAGUAGGCAAGCAAUGUCGGUUUGUAGAAAAAGUGCCAGGCAGUCCUAGAGGGUCUAAGUGAGGAGGGAGGGGAAUUUUACACUUUCACCUGCAUUGGCUGCAGGGUCUGCAGUUUGAAGGAUUUUAUUAGCUCUCUGUCAGAUGGAGCCUUUUGGAUUCAUAUAUUUAUUUACUUUAUACGAUUUCUGUCCUGGCCCACCCUGUAAGGCCCCAUACAAUCAAAACUAAAUAAAAGAAGGGAAAGGGUUUACAGUCGUACCUUGGAAGUCAAACGGAAUCCGUUCCAGAAGUCCGUUCGACUUCCUAAACGUUCGGAAACCAAAGCACGACUUCUGAUUGGCUGCAGGAAGCUCCUGCAGCCAAUCGGAAGCCCCGUCGGAUGUUCGGCUUCCAAAGAUAGUUCGCAAACCGGAACAGUCACUUCCGGGUUUGUGGCGUUUGGAAGCCAAAAUGUUUGAGAACUAAGCUGUUCGAAAACCAAGUUACGACUGUGCAUGCAAUGAUAAAAAACAAAUAAAACAGUUCCAAUCAAAACUGGAAGUGAGUCCUUAAAAAAAAACCCCAAUCCAUUAAUUGACAGAGGCCAGAGUUAAAGAGGUGCGUCUUUUCAGCACACGACAGAACCUAGACAAUGAAGAUGCUUGCUAGUUUGUUCGUGGAGGGCAUGUGAAAUUUCUGCUUUCCGGGUUGCGGAUCUUGGGUGUGCGCUCCUAAUUAAAAUAUCGCUCCCACAACUUUCCCCGGAUACUGCUUACUCAAAGCUUUGCUUUUCCUAAUUGCAGUGGAGUCUGAUGUGAAGGUUGACUGUGAUCCGGGCUGGCAGCCUUUCCAGACCAACUGCUACCGCUUGAUCAGUGAAAAGAAGAGUUGGCCAGAUGCCAAAAAAACCUGCUUGCGGAGCGAAGGGGAUCUGGUCAGUAUCCACACCCUCAACGAACUGGAGUUUGUUACCAAGCAAAUCAAGCAAGGUAAGCAAUGCUGUGUCACAUGUGCUCUGUGUGUGUGUUUGCUUGUGUGUAUGUGGAUUAUCCCAUAAAGAAGGCUGAUCGCUGAAGAAUUGAUGCUUUAGAAUUAUGGUGCUGGAGGAGACUCUUGAGAGUCCCAUGGACUGCAAGAAGAUCAAACCUCUCCAUUCUGAAGGAAAUCAGCCCUGAGUGCUCACUGGAAGGACAGAUCCUGAAGCUGAGGCUCCAAGACUUUGGCCACCUCAUGAGAAGAGAAGACUCCCUGGAAAAGACCCAACGUUGGGAAAGAUGGAGGGCACAAGGAGAAGGGGACGACAGAGGACAAGAUGGUUGGACAGUGCUCUCGAAGCUACCAGCAUGAGUUUGACCAAACUGCGGGAGGCAGUGGAAGACAGGAGUGCCUGGCGUGCUCUGGCCCAUGGGGUCACGAAGAGUCGGACACGACUAAACAACAGCAACAACAACAUGUGGCUUAUCUCUGAUUUAACUUUUUUUAAUGUGAGCAAAAGCUUAUUUGAAUAUCGAGCAGUGACUCUGCUGUAGAACCAGAGUUGCUCCUUUUAUAUCUGCACACACUUCCAAAAUGAAUCAAGCCUAGGAUCAGCUGAUUCUCUCUAUUUCCAGGAGAAGCUGGCUGUGCAGAAUGCUGAUUGGCUGGCUCUUGUGACAAUCACAAAGCUGCCUCCCUCCCAUCUCGCCAUCCAGAUGUUUUGGGGACAAUCUUGAAGCUAUUCACCUCGAGCACAGGGUGUUAAAAAGGGAGUCUUUUAGAAAAUCUGGAUUUUUAUUUUUUUUUAAGCACUGAAUAAAUGUUUAAUGGAUAAACAUGCCGCGGGGUCUGGAAAAAUCAUUUUGAAAUGUCACAGUCUGGAAGAGCAAAAUCGAGGAGAGUGAAGGUUAUGGGGAGGAGCUACAGCAGGGAAAUGCUCCCCUACUUCUGUAGGGAGCUAUUUCUGCCUCUUCCUCAAGUUUCUAGUCUUCAUGAGGAUCAUGUGUUUUGCUAAAUGCUCACAAACCAGAGGGAACUGGUUGGGAAAAGCUGGUUGGGAGCUACACGGCCAGGGAAAAAACAAUGCUAUCCAGGGUUGUAAAGACUGCAGAGAGAAUAAUUGGGUGCACUCUUCCCACUUUAGACCAAAUCUAUGCUGUCAUGUGCCAUAAGAAAGCGGCAGAGAUAGCACAGGAUAGUACGCACCCCAGAAAUGAUCUCUUUCAGCUUCUGCCUUCUGGAAGAAGGUAUAGGGUUAUAAAGGCCAAGACUAGCCGCCUGAGAAACAGUUUCUACGCAAAUGCAAUUCUGGUUCUAAAUGCAGCAUAAGGGGUCUCUGUAGUAUAGUGUAUUUUAAAAUGGGGUUUUAAAGUUUUUAGGGGUUUUUGAAUGUUUUAUGUAGUUUUUAUGUAGUUUUAUGUAGGUUUGUGGUAGUUUUAUGUAGUUUUAUGUAGUUUUCAAUUUCAUUGUUCUGCAAGGGACAAUGACAAUAAAGAUAUUGUAUCGUAUCGCCUGGGUGUAUUGUGUGGGCAGUAACUGGCAGGUGAAGAAGAUUUUUUUUUCUUCAUUUAGUAGAAGUCCCCCCUUUCCCUGCUUGUUUUGGCAGAUGUCGAAGAGCUCUGGAUUGGCCUGAACGAUCUCAAGCGGCAGAUGAGCUUUGAGUGGUCAGACGGCACGCCAGUGCAGUUCACAUUCUGGCACCCCUUUGAGCCCAACAAUUUCCGAGACAGCCUGGAGGACUGCGUGACGAUCUGGGGACCGGUACGUAUAAGAGCUGGAAGGGUACCCAUCACGAGAAGGCGACAUAGCUCCGAGCAUACAGGAUUGAACCCUCUUCAUAUCUGUCGUGCAACACUUAGGAAUGCAAGCUUCCAUGAAUUGGAGGUUGCAAUUGAUUGGCGAAAAUUAUAUUUGUAAAUAUGGCUCCUGGGCAAACCUGAGCUGACAGUUAGCAAAGUUGUUGGAAUUCAGAGCCUUAAAGAACAGGCAGUUUUGCGGGCCGUCAUGCAACUGAGUCAGCUCCUUCAUCCUUUCAGUAGAUUGGAUGGAAAAAGAAACUUAGUGAUGACUCCCCUUUCCCACUUGGCCGCAAAGCAAGUGUGUAAUGCAAAUGGUUUUUCUUCAGUAAGAGCCCGUGGACAACUAAAUUGGGUAGUAGUGUCCAGGUGAAACCCCAGUCAAGUGAGAAUCUCAGGCCCAGAGGCUUAAUUUGGCCCCAGGCUCCUCUCUGGCCCUUAGGACUGUCCUCAGGCCACACCCCCUCUUCCCAGGCCACAGCCCUCAGUGGUCCUGGAAUUAACUCUGAGCAUGUUCCUUGCUGGAGGAUGGAGAGGGAUGAAUGAAUGUGAAUAAACUAGUCUACAGUACUGUGCAAAGGUAAAAUCCACAUAUGUUGUGCUGCCCGCGUUCCUUUCUGGGUAACCACCUAGCCAUUGCACAUGGUCCAGAAAGGAAUAUGGCUCUCGGGUCGAAUAAUACUACUACUAAUAAUAGCAAUAAUUUAUUACUUAUACCCCGCCCAUCUGGCUGGCUUUCCCCAUUCGUAUCCUACAGUAAUGAUUAGUAAAGGUAAGGUACGCAGGUGGUCUAAACCACUGAGCCUCUUGGGCUUGCCGAUUGGAAGGUCGGCGGUUCGAAUCCCCGUGAUUGGGUGAGCUGCCGUUGCUCUGUCCCAGCUCCUGCCAACCUAGCAGUUCGAAAGCACGCCAGUGCAAGUAGAUAAAUAGGUACCACUGCAGCGGGAAGGUAAACGGCAUUUCCGUGCGCUCUGGUUUCCGUCACGGUGUCCUGUUGCGCCAGAAGCGGUUUAGUCAUGCUGGCCACAUGACCCAGAAAGCUGUCUGUGGACAAACGCUGGCUCCCUUGACCUGAAAGUGAGAUGAGCGCCGCAACCCCAUAGUCGCCUUUGAUGGGACUUUACCGUCCAGGGGUCCUUUACCUUUUUUUUUUAAUUUUUUUUUAUUACGGUAAUGAUAAUCUUGAACAUACAUUUAUUUUCUUACAGAGUCCCCCCCCCCCCCACCCCGCCACUGUACCUGGGAAUAACUUUUGCUGCAAUUCCGAUUAAGUAAAACAAGGGUAGGGAAUGGUCCUCGGGACUGAUCAGUGGAAAGUGAGGAUGUGUAGGAGAAAAUUAGAUUGAAAUGGAGUAGUAGGCAAGAUGGAGUAUCGCUGCAGAAGGGCACAGAGACAAAUAGCCUGUUUUUAGGGGGUGGAGGUGGGGGAAAUCAAAGGCUUCUAACCUAUGCAGAAUUCUUCCGAUAAGGCAAGGCUGGGAAAGCUUUGUCCCUCCAGAUGUUGUUGGAUUCCAACUCCCAUCAGCUCCACCCAGCAUGAUCAGUGGUCAAGCAUGAUGGUAAUUGUAGUUUAGCAGUAUCCAGAAGGCCGCAGGUUCUCCUCCCUGCGAUAAAGGACUGUAUUGGUCCUGAGGUUUUUGUUUGUGUGUUUGUUUUUUAAAUGCAGUGGUACCUCGGGAUGCGAACGGGAUCUGUUCCGGAGCCCCAUUUGCAUUCUGAACGGAACGUAAGACACGAUGGCACGUGUGCACGGGUUGCGUUUUGCCGUUUCCACACAUGCGCAUGACGUCAUUUUGAGCGUCUGCGCGAGCGGCGAAACCCGGAAGUAACGCGCUCCGUUACUUCCGGGUUGCCUUGGAGCGCAACCCGAAAGCGCUCAACCUAAAGCACAUUCAACCCGAGGUAUGACUGUAGAAUUAAAUUUCAUCAGUGCAUCCUUCAAUGGACUUAUUUAUUUCCUGUGCUCAUUUUAGGAGCUCUCUUUUGCUGGACCAAGGUGAGAUUAUGGCAGAACAAACUGAAAGUAAUUCUAGUGCUCCGAAAAGAACAUGUGGGUGGUGUCCCCACAGUUGCAUAAUAAUUUAAAUAAUUUGAGUCCAGCAAGAUCCGACGGGCACUAGGUUGGAGAAGGGAUGGACUGGGCAUACGCCGUAGGGCGGAAGGCUUACAUUUUUGGGUUACGUGUUUUGAAGCUGCUGCCUUCUGUGAGGAAUUCUUUUCCUUGAGCUGGGACUUCUCUGCCUCUCUCUGUCCAGGAAGGGAGGUGGAACGAUAGCCCUUGCAACCUGACGUUGCCUUCCGUGUGCAAGAAGCGUGGCCGCGUGAGCCAGGGGAGAGAGGAGGAGGACCACGGCUGCAGAAAGGUAAAGAGAUCAAUGGUGGCGUUGCAAUCAAAGGUGACAGGGCGGAAGGCCGCAGGAAGGGGAGAAGGGGAGGUUGGGAGUUGCGGUCCAAAGGCUGCCUCUUGGGGAACAGGCCUCUACAGGCUGACAUAUGAGCACUUCUGGAGAGGAGAAGGAUGAGGCCCAAGGCCUGCCCUGCCCAAAUCAUGUGAGGUUUCUGACUCAUGAGCGACUGACGAGGAGAAGUCUCUGUGUUUUCAAAUGCUGCUUUGGAAAUAAUAAUAAUAAUAAUAAUAAUAAUAAUAAUAAUAAUAAAUUUUAUUUGUAUCCCGCUCUCCCCAGCCAAAGCCAGGCUCAGACCGGCUAACAUCAUAUAAAUAAGACAAUAUGCACAAUACAAUAUACAAUAUGCAAAUAAAAUAACAUUCAACAUUCAUUAAAACAACAUAGAAUAAUAUUAAAUAUCAGCAUUUCAAAAUUAAACAGAAAUCCACUCAACAGUUACAAUAAGUAAUUUCUAAACACUCAUUUGGAGCAGAGCAGUGAACAAAUAAGAAACCAGAAGUUCGUAAACCCUUUCUAAAAUAAAAGCAAGAUGUGUGUCCUGUACUCUGUUUAAACUAAGCUAUUGCCCUUUGAGAGAGACAUUGUACCAGCUGCAUGUUGUCUGUCCAGAUGUGUGCUGUCCAGAUAGACUUCCUUUUUCCGCUGCAGCUCAGCUGUCCAAGUUAGAUCUCCUUUCCAGCUGGCCAGGGCCGGAAUGUGCUCGCCAUUCUCACUCUGCAACAAUAGCGCAAGCUGGAAAUGGGGACAUGACACGUUUCUGUAUUAACUGCUUUUACCUAAGGGAAUUCUGGCAUUGUCAAGGGCCCUGUGGCACCAGCUGGGACGGGGCAGGAAUGUUUGUCUGUGUCAGAGAGGGGUCCCAAGGUGUGAGUGGUGGGGGGGUAUGAAGUUCAAGCCGCAACUUAGUCCUGCCGUGGGUCACAGAAGGGGAGGCAGAGCUGGCAGGGCUAGUUCAGGAAGGGGGUCCGGUCGCCAUCCGUGUCGUGCAAACUCAGCCCCACACUCCGGUGUGCACACUUUUAAGCCCAGCCUUCCCGUUUGUGACGAGUGCCUUGCAAUUGACGGCUGCACCCUGCUCUUUAAAAGUAGAGGUAUUUUGUUAUGCCAAGCCAUGUAUCAUGCUUCAAACCGCGCAUCCUGUACUUUGAGCUGAAGAAGAAGAAGAGUUUGGAUAUCCCGCUUUAUCACUACCCUAAGGAGUCUCAAAGGGACGCAGGUGAGUUAAAUCACAGAGCCUAGGACUUGCCGAUCAAAGGUCGGCGGUUCGAAUCCCCGCAACGGGGUGAGCUCCCGUUGCUCGGUCCCUGCUCCUGCCAACCUAGCAGUUCGAAAGCACGUCAAAGUGCAAGUAGAUACAGUGGUGCCCCGCAAGACGAAUGCCUCGCAAGACGGAAAAACCGCUAGACGAAAGGGUUUUCCGUUUUGGAGUUGCUUCGCAGGACGAAUUCCCCUAUGGGCUUGCUUCGCAAGACGAAAAUACCUUGCGAGUCUUGAGAUUUUGGUUUCGCUUUCCCCCCCCCGUGGUCUAAUCUGCUAAGCCUUUAAUAGCCUUUAAUAGCCUUUUAGCAGCUAAUCCCCUAAGCCUUUAAGCCUUUAAUAGCCGCUAAACCGCUAAUAGCGCUAAUAGCGCUAAUCCGUCAAUGGGCUUGCUUCGCAAGACGAAAAAACCGCUAGACGAAGACUCUCGCGGAACGGAUUAAUUUCGUCUUGCGAGGCACCACUGUAAAUAGGUACCGCUCUGGCGGGAAGGUAAAUGGCAUUUCCGUGCGCUGCUCUGGUUCGCCAGAAGCGGCUUAGUCAUGCUGGCCACGUGACUCGGAAGCUGUACGCAGGCUCCCUUGGCCAAUAAAGCGAGAUGAGCGCCGCAACCCCAGAGUCAGCCACGACUGGACCUAAUGGUCAGGGGUCCCUUUACCUUUACCUUAAGGAGUCUCAAAGCGGCUCACAAUCUCCUUUCCCUUCCUCCCCCACAUCAAACACUCUGUGUGGUGAGUGAGGCGGAGAGACUUCAGAGAAGUGUGACUAGCCCAAGGUCACCCAGCAGCUGCAUGUGCAGAAGCAGGGAAUCAAACCCAGUUCACCAGAUUAUGAGUCCACUGCUCUUAACCACUACACCACGAGACUGUGUGCAGAUUUUAUCGAUAAAGCUUUCGGACUUUCCCCGAGCUGAGAGUCCCCAAGGCUUUCGUCCGAAGGCGGGAGCCGCAAGGAGAGACACGAGAAAUCUGUAAGAUUCCUUAGAAUACUGUUUUUGAAUUGAAUUGAUGUUUGGGUGUGGAGGAGGAUGACAGAGAAGAGAAGUGGCUGAAGCUUACGAGCAUUGGUUUGUUUGUUUAUAUGCUUGUUUAAAUGCUCCCUUUUAAGUAAGCCCACUGUUUAGCUCUGAGGGAUGAGGGUAAAAGAUUGGCCUGCUAAAAGUUGAACCCAACUUCUUAUAAACAUUAACUGGCAACCUUUGCCUUUGGACAGCUGGUCCCUUGACUUCACAGAUAUGGGCAGGAAGGAAAGCCGCAUCAUUCCUCAAAAGUUGUGGUGGGAGCUCUGAAUUGCUCUCUAGGAUCAGAAUGUAUUGGGGUUGUCUGCACCUUUGAAAACCACCAUGUCACUAGUUGCAGUAGACACUGGGCUGGUUUCUGGGUCAUCUAGCAGAUGCCUCUAAGUUUCCCUUUAGAUGUUUCCUUCGUUUGUGGUCAUCUAGCUUUUGCUCGGUUCUUUUCCAUUGUGUUUGCUACCAUCCCGUUCUGCUUUAAGGAAAGUUUUGUGUGUCUUUUUAAGAGUCCGAAUGGUGCCCUCCAGAUGUGGUCGUGCCAGCUGGAGCUGAUGGAAGUUGUAGUCCAGCAACAUUGGGUGCUUUAGUUGCAAUUCCUGCAUUAAUGUAUUUUUAAUCUUCGUUGGAAGCCACCCAGAGUGGCUGGGGAGACCCAGCCAGAUGGGCGGGGUACAAAUAAUAAAUUGUUAUUAUUGUUAUUAUUAUUGCAAGGACUAGAUGACUCCUCAGGGAUCCCUUCCAACUCUUAAGAAUCUAACAUCUGGAGGGCACCAAGUUGGCAAAGGCUGAUAAAUACCAGCCAAAGGUGGUUCUUUGAAAGGAGAGUCAUCUGGACUGCUUUGAGUAGCCCAGCUGCCAUGUGGGCCAUGCCGUGUGUGUGUGUGUGUGUGUGUGUGUGUGUGUGUGUCUUAGCAUUGCUUGGACUCCAUGCAGAAGAAAACCCCACCUCUUGCUUCCUGGUUUGCGGUACCUCUCUCCCUUCCCGACCCAAAUCCUUCUCCCUUCUCCAAAACACAUUUUCCCCCCAGCUCUCAAGCCUCAGGACAAGGAACUAUUCUUGAAUAAUAAUACUUCUUCUAAGUCACGAACAUAGCUGAGUCUGUACACAAGUGCUUUUCGCCCCUUUGCCUAGAUCUGCAAAGCUACAGAAGCAGCAAAAAGUCGUGUGCCCACAUGAGAGCCCAGAUGUGAGGCAUGGAUUGCUGGGGUUCUGGGUGCCAUGUUCCCAUGCCCUGCAGACUUGUAUACGCCUUGUGUUUUAUGAAUAUAUUUAGCCUCUUGAACCCCAAAGGAAAAGGAUCUGGCUGUAGAAGAAAACAUUCACCAAAUACAAAGGGGGACAGCUGCUUAGACAGAGAUGCUUCGCGAUUUUGUUUUUCUGCCGCUCACCUAGGCAGUCUGCUGCAGCAGAAUUCCCUUCUUCUCAAGCAGUUUUAUUACAAAGCUUGAAACGUUCUCUUUGACGAUAAAGAGUUUCCUUGAAAUGUGUCUGGAACCGUAGCUGUCAGUGCAGCCGUCUUUUCCGUUCCCCUUCAUUGUUUCUGCUGCAUGCUGAAGGUGUGCAGCUCUUUCCUAUGCCUUCUGACACUUUACGUCGAUAUACAGUGGUGCCCCGCAAGACGAAUGCCUCGCAAGACGGAAAACCCGCUAGACGAAAGGGUUUUCCGUUUUGGAGGUGCUUCGCAAAACGAAUUUCCUAUGGGCUUGCUUUGCAAGACGAAAAUGUCUUGCGAGUUCCUGCGGGGUUUUUUUCCUCCCCCCCCCUUUUUCCCAAGCCGCUAAGCCGCUUAUCAGCUGAUGGCUAAGCCGCUUAACAGCUGAUCCGCUAAGCCGCUUAACAGCUGAUCCGUUAAGCCACUAAGCUGCUUAUCAGCUGAUCCGCUAAACCGCUUAUCAGCUGAUCCGCUAAGCCCGCUAAUCCGCUAAUAGCGCUAAUCCGCUAAACCGCUAAUGGGCUUGCUUCGCAAGACGAAAAAACCGCAAGACGAAGAGACUCGCGGAACGGAUUCUUUUCGUCUUGCGAGGCACCACUGUAGAUAUAUUUAGGAGGCAUCCUGUUCCUUUGAUUUGCAUUUGCUUCAAACCAAUUUGCACGUUGCACUUUAAACCACUGCUUCUCCAACUACCUGAUGUGGUGGAUUGGCAAGCCCUGCUCCAUUGCGCCAAGGGACCGCAUUUGGUCCCUGAGCCAUUCUACCCAACCUGGGCUGCGGUCAACCAACGGCUCAUGGACUGGCACCCGUCCGCAGGCCAACACUUUUGAGUAGCUCUUUUUAAAAUUGCCGGGACCUUAUGGUGAAGACCAGGCAAGAAACUUGAGUAAAACAAGUACUCAAGUAGGUUAACCUUAUUCCCAUUUUACAGAUUAGGGAAAAUGAGCCUGAAAGUGAUUGAUUCCCCUAAGGCCACUUGGGGGCCAACCAGAGAUAUGACAAGAGUAAAAAAAGAAAAAGCGCAAGCUACUGGAUAAUAAUUUAUUACUUAUACCCCGCCCAACUGGCUGGGUUUCCCCAGCCACUCCGGGCGGCUUCCAACAAGAGAUUAAAAAUACAUUAAAACAUCAGUCAUUAAAAACUUCCCUAAACAGGGCUGCCUUCAGAUGUCUUCUGAACAUCAGAUAGUUGUUUAUCUCUUUGACAUCUGAUGGGAGGGCGUUCUACAGGGCAGGUGACACUACCGAGAAGGCCCUCUGCCUGGUUCCCUGUAACUACAUCUCGCAGUGAGGGAACUGCCAGAAGGCUCUCAGAGCUGGAUCUCAGUGUCUGGGCAGAACGAUGGGGGUGGAGACACUUCUUCAGGUAUACUGGGCUGAGGUCGUUUAGGGCUUUAAAGGUCAGCACCAACCCUUUGAAUUGCGCUCAGAAACGUAUUGGGAACCAAUGUAGAUCUUUCAAGACCGGUGUUAUGUGGCCUCGACGGCCGCUCCCAGUCACCAGUCUAGCUGCCGCAUUCUGGACUAGUAGUAGUUUCCGGGUCACCCUCAAUGCUAGCCCCAUGUAGAGCCCCUUGCAGUAGUCCAAGCAGGAGAUAACUUCUGGACUUCUCUUUUCCUCGUCUCCCUUCUUUCCCUCCCCAUUGUCAACAUUCCAGAUGUUUCCUCCAGCUGUCAGAGGCUCCCGAUCUGGUUGCUGGCCCACAGAGCUCAGCAAAAGCUCCAGCACUCCCUAUCUUUUGUCCUAAAGCAACCAAGAUGGUGUUUUUGGCAAGAGGUGAGCCCAUCUGUCUGGCGGAUGCAUUCCUCGCAGGCAGCAUUGCGAACUUGGAUGAAGGCUGGCGUCCAGCAGGUCCCUUCCUCCUCCCUCUCUCCUUCCCAGAUAUCCCUGUUCUUUUCCAGCAUGACUUUUUAAAAAAGCAACAACAUGCUGACAUUUCCUUGGUUCUGUAUUCUCCCAAAUGGUUUCCUUCGUAACUAGGAGGACCCAGCCAUAGGCCAUUUAUGGUAACAGCAGAGCUCAGAAGACCAGCUCCUAACCCUCCAUUAAGUACUGUAUUUUUUGCUCUAUAAGACUCACUUUUUCCCUUCUAAAAAGUAAGGGGAAAUGUGUGUGCGUCUUAUGGAGUGAAUGCAGGCUGCGCAGCUAUCCCAGAAGCCAGAACAGCAAGAGGCAUCGCUGCUUUCGCUGCGCAGCGAUCCCUCUUGUUGUUCUGGCUUCUGAGAUUCAGAAUAUUUCUUUUCUUGUUUUCCUCCUCCAAAAACUAGGUGCGUCUUAUAGAGCGAAAAUACGGUAGUUUCCUUUCUAAAUCUGCAUCCAGUUGUUGAAUAUAUGAGCAGCAGUUCUCCGCUGGAGUAAGAUGCUUUGGAAGUUGUGGAAUCUCUUCCUUCAAAGAGCAUCAAGAAACGAUUGGAAGCUUCAACAGAAAAGUCUUUGCAAGGAAGAGAAUUCUCUUGUUGCGCACAUUUCGGCCUCCAUCUUUCUUUCCUCCCUCCCUCUUAUCAUUAUGGGUUGAGAAAUGGUCCAUAAAGGUGAAGCAGAAGAGUGUGCAAGGGAGAGAAUCUUUCUCUGAACAAGAAGAGGGAGAUGGUUCUCAUUCUUGGGGUGCAGAAUCAGCCCAGGGAAGCUGUUAGGAUAUCUGUCCUGAGAUUGGGGAUAGCUGAUGUUGUGCCCUCUAGAUGUUGUUGGACUACAACUCCCAUUAUCUCCGGCCAUUGGCCAUGCUGGCUGGGGAUGAUGGGAGCUGGAGUCUUUCCUGGGGAUAUCAUAGCCUGUUGUUUUUCAGCUGUGGUACUCGUAUCACCCGAUGCGCUGGGAAGCAUCGCUGGCUGAAAAAUCCUUGGGGUUGGGUGAUCCACUGCGUCAGGGAACUGCCGUCAGCUCAGAGGCGAGAGGUGGAAGGGCAGUUGUGUUACAGGGAGCCUCCGAAGAUCUUGCGAAGCAGUUCCUCCUCCGGCGAGGAGGGAAGACCCGCCUCCAGUGGGGAAGGGGCACAGGGAUCAGAAGAUGCAAGGGAGAGCCUCAACAGCGAGCCUGUGCAAAGCGGAGGGGUGGCAAGUCCCCCUUUGCGCAGUAGGUUUGCGCGCAGAGAGGGGAGGAGAAGGGUGGGGGACACACGACUGUUAUGCUGGGGAAGGUAUAAGGACCGCCCACUCCCAGAUUCUGCUAGCGACUGAGCAUACAUGGACUUGUGACGCUCUGCACUGUAAAUGGUUUGUGCAGAUUAAUAAAGCCUGGAAAAGACAGGUCGGAGUCUUGCCUGUUUGCUCUCGAACAACCACACCAGCACCUGACACACUGGGUCCCUUGUGAGUGGAUAGGUCUGUGCGUGGUCCAGAUGUCUCCCUAGCUAAGGUGUCCUAACUGAGUUAAGUUGUGGGCGAACAUAUCCGACGACACAGCGAUUCUUCCAAAGCAGCUCUUUAUUUGUAAGCUGGAACAGAACUGAACUGAGGAGCUCAGUCAGCCUGCUUAUAUAGAGCUCCACUAAAAUGCAACAGUAACCAUUUUCUGUAACUAGCCAAUCACUGAACGUCACUUUUGAUCCUUCAUUUGCAUACAAACUAUCUACAGUACAGUGGUACCUCGCAGGACGAAUGCCUCGCAAGAUGAAAAACUCGCAAGACGAAAGAGUUUUUCGUUUUUUGAGUUGCUUCGCAAGACGAAUUUCCCUAUGGGCUUGCUUCGCAAGACGAAAACGUCUUGCAAGUUUGUUUCCUUUUUCUUAAAACCGUUAAUACCUGUUAAAACUGUGCUUCGCAAGACGAAAAAUUCGCAAGACGAAAAAACUCGCAGAACGAAUUAAUUUCGUCUUGCGAGGCACCACUGUAUCCCCCUGCUGGCCCAGGGUGAGAACUUCAGUACAUAACAGCUCUCCUGUUUCUUUUCUUCUUGCCCUGGGUCUUCUUCCUUGCUCAUUUGAUCCCUUCUCCUUUUAGCCCUCCUCCUUCGCUCUUGUGGCCUGCUUGCUGCCUCCUUUCAAAGGCUUCUCCCACGUUGCAUGUUGAUAGUGGCGAGCCCUGUGGUUGCCUUCAAAAGGAGCUUUUUCAGACCUCUGAACGAUUCCCCCUCCAUCUGCCUGACCAAUUUGAGCUGCCUAUUGUGCUCCCAGCUUAGGAGAGGCUCCAACAUCAACAAACCAGAGCUAUGAAAGCACUCUGCGGUGGGGUUUGAACUUCUUCCCUUUUUCCUUUUUUCUCUUGCCGAAGGAAGAGAGUUCGCUUCCCCUUCUUAGACUCUUCUGGGCAUUGGUAGCUUGGGUUAGGGUGUGGGGAUUUCAAGCGGCUUUGAUGUGUUUUCCUUCUUCCUUUCUAAACUCUGCAACGUCUUCUCCUUGUGCUGUGACCUUGAAAACUAAGCCAGAGCCAGCCUAGGUGGAGAGGGCAGAAACCAAUAAUGGAGACCCCACCACCCAUGACCCACAGGCCAAGUCCACACAAGUAGUCCAUAGCUGUCAAGCGUCCCUUAUUUGGCGGGACAGUCCCUUAUCCCAGCGCCAUGUCCUGCUGCUGUCCCUUAUUGAUGAUGUCCCUUAAAUAAGCUAAUGAAGGUAAUGGGGACCUCUCUAUGUCCAGCUGUGCUUUGUCAACAACAAAUUGUUGCUGUUUUUUUGUGUUGAAUAUAUGCUAUAUGGUAAUUUAUGGACCUAAUAGGUAUCUAAAGCCAUUUGCACGCAGCAAAAUAUGUAUUUUAUCCAAGUAAUUGUUGAUCCCUUAUUUUGGCUGCUGAUCCCUUAUUUUCGAGGCUGCUGGUCCCUUAUUUUCAAAUCUGUAAGCUGACAGCUAUGCAAGUAGUCACUUCCUUUCUUUCCCGUAAAAAGGAUGCUGCAGAAAUUCAGAGGGUUGCAUCCAGUGCUGAUUCUGCUCCAAGAAGUCCCAUUGAAGUUAAGGGACAUGCCUAACUUGCACCCAUUAAAUUCAGUGCGUCUACUUUGGGUGGGAUGGGAAGGGACUGUGAAGCCAGAGGGCCCAUUUCUCAGAAAGUGCAUCCUGCAUGCCAGUCAGGGAUGGGAGAGGAAUUUGCUGUCUUGGUUGCCCUUCUUCCACAUUUGUUUGUUUGUUUAUAAUAAUAAUAAUUUAUUACUUAUACCCCGCCCAUCUGGCUGGCUUUCCCCUGCCAGUCUGGGUGGCUUUCAACCAAAUAUUAAAAACACAAUACAGCAUUAAACAUUAAAAAAACUUCCCUAAACAGGGCUGCCUUCAUAUUUCUUCUAAAAGUAAAAUGGUUGCUUAUUGCCUUGACAUCUGUUGGGAGGGUGUUCCACAGGGCGGGUGCCACUACCAAGAAGGCCCUCCACCUGCUUCCCUGUAAUCUCACUUCUCGCCGUGAGGGAAUCGCCAGAAGGCCCUCAGGGCUGAACCUCAGUGUUUGUUUGUUUGUUUGUUUGCCACCCUUCAUCAAAAGAUCUCAGGGCGGUUCACAAAGAUAAAAAACAAGUAAAUAAUUAAACCAAAACAACAAAAACGAUAACCCCCACCUUCCCACAGAAACAUUUAAAAGGCCGUAGACUAUUAAUCAGUCAAAGGCCUGGUUGAAAAAUAUAAAGUGAAGGCACCAGGCAAACCUCCCUGGGGGAAAGCAUUGCACAAAUGAGGAGCCACUACAGAAAAGGCCUGCUCUAGUUAUUUUAUUUAUUUGCUAAAUUUAUAUUCAGUGUUGAGGAUUUUAUUCUCUCUUGUGAUGCCCUGGUGCUUAGUUUUAAUCAUGAACAGUUUCUUAUUUCCACUAUGUUGGGGUUCUUUGCUUUCAUUGUUGGUUGUGCUUUUAUUGCUGUAGUUUUUAUCCUGCGUUGUAAGAUGCUCCAGUUUCUGUUUUGAAAAGAGUGGGGUGUGUGUGUGUGUAUUAUUAUUUUUUUACAGUAAGCGGUCAACGUGCUUAGGACUGCAGCCAAAGGUGCUUUUGAUACACGGUGUGUCUAUUUGAUAUUUUCUCUUGGGAUGGUAAAAUAAACAGUGAUUUUAACAAAUGCCUGCCCUCCUUAGUUGGGAGCUUAGGUUUGCAUACUUGGUAGUUGUGGUCUCUUAAUUAAACUGCGUUGAAUUUCAUCUCCACCACCACAAGCAUGCAGCCACCAUUAGCAAUGUGCUGAGCUAAGCUUGAAUGGAUAAUACUUCUUUCUCCUUUAAAAAGCAGUCAUUGGGAUGGGCUGCCAAAAGCUGCCCCACACUCAGCUUGCAGCAGCAGAUGGCAAGUGGCUUGCCUUGCUAAGCCUUGAUGGUGGGCUUAACAAAGUACUGUUUCGAACACGGGUUCAAAUGAUCAUGUGGAUGACUCAAAGCAACGAGGGAACAGAAAUACAGUCUGAAAUGUACUCGGAGUCGAGAGUGGAUUCCAUGCUCUUUAUUCAGCUCAUAGUGGUGAGGAGGAAUGAAAGUUCCCCCCAAAUAUCUGCUUUAUAUAUAUUAUUUACACAAUGGGCUGCACGUGAUUGGCUAAUUCCGGUAUUCUCCUGUAGGCCAAUCAGGUUGUGGAUUCACUUCCAUCUGGAGCUGGAUUGGGUGGCUCCUGCGGACCAAUCAUACUGCUGCAUUGUUCUAGGACCAAUCAGACUGCUGCAUUCUGAAUCCUAUUGUUCUAGGACCAAUCAGACUGCUGCAUUUUGGAUCCUAUUCAACUCAGUACAUAACACAGUCGUACCUUGGAAGUUGAACGGAGUCCAUUCCAGAAGUCCGUUUGACUUCCAAAACGUUCGGAAAGCAAAGCACAGCUUCUGAUUGGAUGCAGGAAGCUCCUGCAGCCAAUUGGAAGCCCCGUCGGAUGUUCAGGUUCCAAAAAAUGUUCGCAAAGCGGCAGUCACUUCUGGGUUUGCGGCGCUUGGGAACCAAAACGUUCACGAACUAAGCUGUUCAAAAACCAAGGUACGCCUGUACAUAGAAAGUGUGUGACUCCUUUCCAAUUUGCAAUGUCGACUCAUCAUUCAGGGACAAUGUUGGUUUGAUAAGUUUGUUCAAUGAAGCCAUGUCAUAAGUAAGGUGGGAUGGAAUGCCCAAAUCAUUCUCAUUUUCACAUAUGAUCUUUCAUAUUUUGGGUCUGUCCCAAUUCUACAUCAAUCUGUGAGUUUACUUUUUUAUAUAGAAAAAUCCAUAUGAAAAUCAUAUUUAAAUAAACUUUUUUUUUUAGCAUUUAUGCAUUUCUAAACGUAUUUUUAGGCCGCCCUAUGAAUUUUUCAUCAUAUUUUUGGAAUGGCUUUUGAGCUGAGAGCAACAUAGCAAAAUCUGGAGGUGUAUGAAAUAUGAAGAGUAAUUAAAUUUUGAUUUGCACAUCAGUCUGGGAAGUAGGAUCAGGCCAGGGUGUGUUGGAAUUCGCAAUACCUUGAAGACUCUCAACACUGCAGUCUUGACUUAAUGGCAGCUUUCCCUUGGUGGAGAUCAGGUUAUCUUCAGAGGCGAACCAUCAAGCAAUUUGACAUAUGCGUCCUCCUGGAAUAAUGGAUCAUGUGAAUGAACGAAGACUGGAAAUACAAUUAAUCCGGCCGAGGACAGAAUUCUCUCUAGUUUCAUCUAAAUUUGGGGGAAAUAUUGAAUGACAUUUGCUGCUGACUUUUCUUCUACAGCAUCACCAUUAUACAGUGGUACCUCGGGUUAAGUACUUAAUUCGUUCCGGAGGUCCGUACUUAACCUGAAACUGUUCUUAACCUGAAGCACCACUUUAGCUAAUGGGGCCUCCUGCUGCUGCCGCACUGCCGGAGCACAAUUUCUGUUCUCAUCCUGAAGCAAAGUUCUUAACCCGAGGUACUAUUUCUGGGUUAGCGGAGUCUGUAACCUGAAGCGUAUGUAACCUGAGGUACCACUGUAUACUAAAAAUGUUCACAACAGCAAGAGAGUUUGUUAUUUUAUUUUCCAGAAUGGGAGGAUGGUAAGUUUUCUCUCUUUUUCGGCACUUAGCAGAGCACUGGGAAGGAGUGACAAAAAAUGGAAACGCCCCGUAGGGUCCACAAUGAAAGCUGUUGUGGGUGUUUUGAAGCGUAUUGGCCACUGCCAUUUUAACCCCGGCCUCCCUGAUAUUGCCUAAUGUUGAUUUCCCGGCCUGAUAGUAUUGUACAGCCUAAAGUCUCUUGUUGGAUCAAGCUAUAACCACCUAACAAAGCAAAGUAACACUUUGGUCAGAUUAAAAGUAAUAGAAAUUGACUUACUCUUUGCAAUUCUUUUUUUUAUUUUAUUUUUUAUUAUUAUGCUUUUCAGAUUUAUACAUUUCACUAAUUUCACAGUCAUUUAAACAUUUCAGAACUUGACUUCCUUCCCCCUCUCUCUGCGGUUCCUUCAAUUUAUUUUUACUAUCUUCUGCAUAUCCAAAUUAACUUAAUUUGCUCAUUUAUCCAUCUACUUUAAAUAUAUACUCUUAUAAAACUGCAGGUUAUUGCAGUAAUCCUGACAAUGUUCUUAUCUGCUUACAAUUUAUCCGUAAAUAUUCAAUAAACCAUUUCCAUUCUUUUAUAAAAAGUUUGUUAUCUUGAUUUCUUAUUCUCCCGAUAAGUUUUGCGAUUUCUGCAUAUUCCGUAAGUUUUUGUAUCCAUUCUUCCUUUGCUUGGAUUUCUUCUGCUUCUUUCUAUUUUGGGGCAAGUAACAUUCUUGCCGCUGUAGUCGCAUACAUGAAUAAGUUUCUAUACAGUUUAGGUAUUUCUGCCCCUAUAAUUCCCAAAAGAAAAGCUUCUGUUUUGUUGUUUUUUACAAAGAUUAUUUUAAACAUCCUUUUCAAUUCAUUAUAUAUCAUUUCCCAGUAAGCUUUAACCUUACUACAACCAUACGACAGAAAGAACCUUCUUUCUCUUUACAUUUCCAACACUUAUUUGAUUUAGAUUUAUACAUUUCGUUGACGUUUUUCUGUCACGUUUUUCCCAGGGUUGGAAAUGGCAAACUCCAUCUUGCUAUUGGCUGGGAGACGACCAUGUGACAUACAGUGAUGCUCGGAAGGUGUGCACAGAUUAUUCGUCUACUCUGGUCACCAUCACCAACAGGUGUGUGUUCUGUUGUAAGCCACCCGGAGUUUUUAUUCAACAAACGUCUUUUUUAUUAUUUAAAGAAAUUAGAUUAUCAUGGAAUGGGUUUUCAGAUAUUGUGCUGCAAACACUUAGAGGGAAAGGCUAGGCCAGGCACUUGACCUCUUGGUUAUUUUUGGAAGGCGCUAUGCUGCCUGGCAAGGGACGCGGGUGGCGCUGUGGGUUAAACCACAGAGCCUAGGACUUGCUGAUCAGAAGGUCAGCGGUUCAAAUCCCGCGACGGGGUGAGCUCCUGUUGCUCGGUCCCAGCUCCUGCCAACCUAGCGGUUCGAAAGCACAUCAAAGUGCAAGUAGAUAAAUAGGUACCGCUCUGGCGGGAAGGUAAACGGCGUUUCCGUGCGCUGCUCUGAUUCGCCAGAAGCGGCUUAGUCAUGCUGGCCACAUGACCCGGAAGCUGUACGCCGGCUCCCUCGGCCAAUAAAGCAAGAUGAGCGCUGCAACCCCAGAGUCGUCCACGACUAGAUCUAAUGGUCAGGGGUCCCUUUACCUUUAUGCUUCCUGGCUGCCACAUGGCAAAAAGCAACAGGAUGCUAGACUGGUGACUGGGAACGGCCACCAAGACUACAUAACACUGGUCCUGAAAGACCUACACGGGCUCCCAGUACAUUUCCAAGCACAAUUCAAAUUGUUGCUGCUGACCUUUAAAGCCCUAAACGGCCUUGGUCCAGUAUACCUGAAGGGGCGUCUCCACCCCCAUCGUUCAGCCCGGACACUGAGAUCCAGCUCCAAGGGCUUUCUGGUGGUUCCCUCACUGCGAGAAGUGAUGUUAGAGGGAACCAGGCAGAGGGCCUUCUCAGUAGUGGCACCCUCCCAUCAGAUGUCAAGGAAAUAAACAACUAUCUGACUUUUAGACAGUCAGAAGGCAACCCUGUAUCAGGAAGUUUUUAAUGUUUGAUGUUUUAUUCUGUUUUUAGUGUUCUGUUGGGAGCUGCCCAGAGUGGCUGGGGUAUAAAUAAUAAAUUAUUACUAUUACAGUGGUACCUCGGGUUAAGUACUUAAUUCAUUCCGGAGGUCCGUUCUUAACCUGAAACUGUUCUUUAGCUAAUGGGGCCUCCUGCUGCCGCCGUGCCGCCGGAGCACGAUUUCUGUUCUUAUCCUGAAGCAAAGUUCUUAACCUGAAGCACUAUUUCUGGGUUAGCGGAGUCUGUAACCUGAAGCGUAUGUAACCCGAGGUACCACUGUACAGUGGUACCUCGGGUUACAGACACUUCAGGUUACAUACACUUCAGGUUACAGACUCCGCUAAGAACUUUGCUUCAGGAUGAGAAUAGAAAUCACUCUGCGGUGGCGCAGCGGCAGCAGGAGGCCCCAUUAGCUAAAGUGGUACCUCAGGUUAAGAACAGUUUCAGGUUAAGAACGGACCUCCAGAACGAAUUAAGUUCUUAACCCAAGGUACCACUGUAUUAUGAUGAUGAUGAUGAUGAUGAUGAUGAUGAUGAUGAUGAUGAUUUGACCAUCAACCUCUGGAGGAAAGAUCAUGGAUUGGUGGAUGUGGUGAGGAAGCGACUGACUCAUUCCUUUGUCUUCCUGGCCAAGGUUUGAACAGGCCUAUGUGAGCAGCCUAAUUUAUGGCUGGGAGGACGAAUAUUUCUGGACAGCUCUACAGGACAUAAAUGAAACGGGCUCCUUUCGUUGGUUGAGCAGGGAUGAAGUCACCUACACCCACUGGAAUCGCAACCAGCCCGGUAAUAGAUCUCUCUCUCUCUCUCUCUCUGUGUGUGUGUGUGUGUUUGUGUACCUAGGGUUUGUUUACAUCUUUCAAGUGACUUAGUAUGUGUCUCUCUUCUGCAAUCACAGUGGGUUAUGCAUUCCCCUUUUUAAAAAAAAUUUGGCUUGACUGUCUGAAUUGUCUGCGCUUUCUUUUUCAUUUUUGAAUAAAUUUUAUUAGGGUUUGUAGAGAAGAAUACAAAACUUAAUAUCAAAUAUCUUUUCAAUUUUUUUUGUUAAGACUUUGAUCUAACAACAACAAAAGCAUAAAGGGGGGGGAGAGAGAGAAAAGAAUGAACAAAGAAAAAGAGAGAAAUAAAGAAAAAGUAAUAGAAAAGAAGUUAAAGAGAGAGAGAGAAACAAUAAGAAGAAACCUUGGUUUGUUGCAGUUUGUUUGGAGCUAAACAAACCAUAAUCCCUGGUUCAGGUAUAAAGUUAAAUUAGAGAUUGUGACAGGUUUCCUCCACCCAUUCGUGGGGAGAAGCAAAGGAGGUGUGGUUUGUUCAUGCACAGUAAACCAUGGUUUAUAGCUUACUAUGAUGAGCGCAGCCAUUAUCUAGUUUGGUGGUUAUUGCCUGAUUUUGCCAAGCCAGAUGGAAACCGUUUCCUUUGGCUUAAAUUUUUUCUCUGGCCUAUUUCCCCCUUCCCAUGAGGCUUUCAGGUUAUAACAAAGGCGGCUGCGUUGCCUUGGCCACGGGGAGUGCCAUGGGACUAUGGGAAGUGAAGAACUGCACCAGUUUCAAGGCCAAAUACAUCUGCAGGCAGAAUUUGGGGACUCCGGUGAACCCUGAGCUUCCUUCGCCUCAUCCCACCCCGAGCCUCACGGGAACUUGUCCAGCGGGAUGGGUCACCAGCCCCAAGUUGAGGCAUUGCUACAAGGUACGUACAAAACGAGGGGAGGCAGCCAGCCAGUUCAUGGUCCAAACUUUGCAUUAAAAGUGAAUUGUAUUAGCUCAAAUUGGUUUUGGAUUUAACAUUUGUCACAGCAGUUCGGGCUUGUAAUACUCUCACCGACUGGGAUCAGUUUGUGAAAUGGCUCCCUCUUUUCUCUUCUUUUCUUUUCUUUUCUUUUUUCCCAAAAAAAUAUUGAUUUUCUCUUAUAGCACACAGAAACGAACAUUACAUUUAACACAACAUGAAAGCUUAACAACAGUAAAAACACAAAAGAUGAAAGAAGAUUUUCCCCCCCUCUUAUUCCCUGGUAUAUUUACAUUGCUAGAAGACUUCCUCGACAUCUGCCAAUCUGAAUUUCAUCAUAACACAUAUUUAGCAGUUCCCAAUUUCAUAUUUAUAGCAUCAGUAUCCUCUUUCAUUACAAACUUCUUAUCCUUCCUUCCAAUUGUAAUCCAUAAUAAUCAUUAUUAUUAAUCUUUUUCUAUCCUUUAGCCUAUUCUGUUACUUCUAGGAAUUUCUUAAUUAUCUUAUAUUGCAAUAUCUCACUAAAUAUUAUUUAAAUUUCUUCCAUUCUUCUUGUGUUUCCUCCUCUUUCUGGUCGCGGAUUCUUCCCAGUCAGGUCAGCCAUUUCCGAAAAGUCCAUCAUCUUCAUCUGCCAUUCUUCUAUUGUCGGCAUUUCUUGCAAUUUCCAAUUUUUGGCUAAUAAAAGUCUUGCUGCUGUAGUGGCAUACAGAAACAGUCUAACAUCCUUCUUUCCGGUCCUGUUAUUCCAAGAAGAAAGGCUUCUGGUUUCUUAAUAAAUGUAUUUUUCAACAUUUUAAAAAAUUCAUUAUAAAUCUUUUCCCAGAAGUCUUUCACCUUAGGACACGUCCACCACAUGAAUCGUAUUAGCUCAAAUUGGUUUUGGAUUUAACAUUUGUCAUGGCAGUUCGGGCUUGUAAUUCUCAGAAGGGGCGGCUCUCACCGACCGGGUUCGGUUUGUGAAAUGGCUCCCUUUUUUCUUGGGCAGGUGUUCACCUACGACAAACUUCAGGAGAAGAAAAACUGGAUCAUGGCCCAUUUGUUCUGCAGCGAUCGGAAAGCCCAACUCUUGAGCGUUGGCACUUAUGAGGAGGAACAUUUUAUAGCCAACACGCUCAACAAGAUAUUUGGGUGAGGACUGAGUUACAAAAACAGGAGAUGUAUGUUGCUGGGCGACACCCUGGCAAAUAUAUCCACGUGCACUCAGGCACACCUGAAUGUUCCUUGGUAUGUACAGUGGUACCUCGGGUUACAUACGCUUCAGGUUACAGACUCCGCUAACCCAGAAAUAUUACCUCAGGUUAAGAACUUCAGGAUGCGAACAGAAAUCAUGCUGCAGCAGCACGGCAGCAGCGGGAGGCCCCAUUAGCUAAAGUGGUGCUUCAGGUUAAGAACAGUUUCAGGUUAAGUGCGCACCUCCGGAACGAAUUAAGUACUUAACCCGAGGUACCACUGUAAGCGCAUUUGCGAGUUUUGGUUUACGCGCCGACAGUGUGAUUACGUUUUAUAUAGACAGAUAGACAGCCGUCCUCCUCAUCCCUUGCUUUGAGAGACGAUACAGUUGAAACCCACAUUUAAAACCCCACCUUUAAAAAAAAAAUAGGAAGAUAGAAGCCGAAACAAAAAGUUAAAGUUAAAAAGUUGAAGCUUGUGAAGAAUCAUAAUGUUUUAUCUGGUGGUUGUGAAUGGGUGGGGAUAGGGAAAGAGUGAGAGGUACUGUAUUUUUCACUCUAUAAGACGCACCGGACCACAAGACGCACCUAGUUUUUGGAGGAGGAAAACAAGAAAAAAUAAUAUUCUAAAUCUCAUAAGCCAGAACAGCUGCGCAGUGAAAGCAGGAAUCCCUCUUGCUGUUCUGGCUUCUGGGAUAGCUGCACAGCCUGCAUUCACUCCAUAAGACGCACACACAUUUCCCCUUACUUUUUAGGAGGCAAAAAGUGAGUCUUAUAGAGCAAAAAAUACGGUAUCUGCUGAACUGAGAAGAAGCGUGGCUGUUUCCUAAAAGGGGGAAGUGGAAAUGAUGGGUUCAAGUUUUGCCAAUAAAAAAUAAUGGUUAAUCAGCAGUCCUUGAUAUUUUUUUCAGGGGGAGGCAAGCUGAACAGGGCCUAGAUGGUGCUCUGUGCAUUUUUAUUCUGAAACCUCGGCAGCUACUUAGCUUGGCCCGUCACAACCGUGAGAUGCUGCUCUUCUCCUGUCACCAUGGCUACAAAAUGGAGGGGGAAGUUGGCGCCUCCCAGCUGUUGCAGGACUACAACUCCCAUCAUCCAGGGCAACUGGCCAUACUGCUUGGGCUGAUGGGAGUUGGGAGUCCCAACAAUAUCAGGAGAGCCACACGCGUGCCCCAACCCUGCUAUAAGCAGCUUGAAUCAACUGAGCCAGAUCACAUACAGCAAAAUCGGGUGGCGGCUGGGGGGACAAACCUUGGGAGCUUUAGUCGAGCAUUAAGUCUUCGCACAGUUACAUGGAAGAACUGACUAAAUCCUUCGAAGACAGAGGUCCUAUGGCUGGGUCGGGAUGGCAUGGGGAUGAGGGACCAACUCCCUUCUCUUGCGGGGGCCCAAUUAGUGCCAUUGCCUUCCGUUAAGAGUUUGGGUGUAAUCCUUGACGCCUUCCUUUCCAUGGAGGCUCAAGUUACAGCAACAGCCAAGGCGACAUUUUUCCACCUUCGCCGCAUCAAGCAGUUGGUCCCUUACCUUUCCCGCCCCGACCUGGCCACAGCGAUCCAUGCAACGGUCAUCUCCAGGCUUGACUACUGUAAUUCGCUCUACGCGGGGCUGCCCUUGAAGCUGUCCCAGAAACUCCAGCGGGUGCAGAAUGCUGCAGCAAGGCUCCUCACGGGGUCUCUGCCAUGGGAGCAUAUUCACCCAGUGCUUUUCAAACUGCACUGGCUCCCAGUAGAGUACAGGGUCAGAUUUAAGGUGCUGGUUUUGACCUUUAAAGCCCUUCACGGCCUAGGAGCCUCGUACCUACGGGACUGCCUCUCCUGGUAUGCCCCACGGAGAGCCUCAAGGUCCAUAAAUAACAACACCCUAGUGGUCCCGGGCUGUAAGGAAGUUAGAUUGGCUUCAACCAGAGCCAGGGCCUUUUCAACACUGGCUCCUGCCUGGUGGAACGCUCUGCCUCAUGAGACCAGGGCCCUGCAGGAUCUGAUUUCUUUCCACAGAGCCUGUAAGACAGAGUUGUUCCGCCUGGCCUUUGGCUUGGAGCUAAUUUGAUUCCUUCCUUCCCUCCCUUUCUUUCUUUUUUCUUUUCCUUCUCCUGCGAUGAGGCUACAUUUUAAUAUUUUAAUGUUUCAAUAUUUUAAUGUUGUAUUUUAAUUUUGUUUUUAAGUUGUAAUCAUUCAACUUGUUUUUAUUAUUGCUUGUAAGUUCCUCUGAGCCCGGCCUUGGCUGGGGAUGGCGGGGUAUAAAUUAAAAAUUAUUAUUAUUAUUAUUAUUAUUAUUAUUAUUAUUAUUAUCUUCUUUUUGGGUGCCUUCCAGGGCAUCAGAACCUGAAAUUCAUGAGCAGCAUUGGUUUUGGAUCGGCUUGAAUCGCCGGGACCCGGGACUUGAGAGGAGCUGGCGAUGGAGUGAUGGUCUUGGGGUGAGUGAUGGUUUGCUCAACCUAUUAAAAAAAAAGCACAAGAAAGGACUCAAAUAAAGAUGACAAAUUCUAACAGAGAUUACAAACUCUAACUCAUAAAUAUAUGUAUAAAUGGUAUAUACCGUAUUUUUUGCUCUAUAAGACUCACUUUUUCCCUCCUAAAAGGUAAGGUGAAAUGUGUGUGUGUCUUAUGGAGCAAAUGCAGGCUGCACAGCUAUCACAGAAGCCAGAACAGCAAGAGAGAUUGCUGCUUUCACUGCGCAGCGAUUCCUCUUGCUGUUCUGGCUUCUGAAAUUCAGAAUAUUUUUUUUCUUGUUUUCCUCCUCCAAAAACUAGGUGCGUCUUGUGGUCUGAUGCGUCUUAUAGAGCGAAAAAUACGGUAAUACUGUUUUAUAAUUUAGGAUUGUUUUAUAAUUUAUGAUAAUUUAGAAUCUAAACGUAUUUUCAUGUAAUGUUUGAUACUUCCAGCUGAUGAAUACAUCGAAACAGGGCCUGUCCUGGCUUAUAAUCCAUAAUUGACUUUUGCCUUCUGCUCUGUGAUUGAAACUGAGUCUCCAUCUGCAAGCUGAUAAGGAUCAACAUUAUUGUUGAGUAAAAAAGAGAAAAUCUUUGUAACGAAUUAUUGUGUUAUACAUACAGUGGUACCUCGGGUUAAGUAAUUAAUUCGUUCCGGAAGUUCGUACUUAACCUGAAACUGUUCUUAACCUGAAGCACCACUUUAGCUAACGGGGCCGCCGCGCCGCCGGAGCACGAUUUCUGUUCUCAUCCUGAAGCAAAGUUCUUAACCCGAGGUACUAUUUCUGGGUUAGCGGAGUCUGUAACCUGAAGCGUAUGUAACCUGAGGUACCACUGUAUCUUUAUGAGUUAGAGUUUGUAAUCUCUGUUAGAAUUUGUAAUCUUUAUUUGAGUUUGUAAUUCUUGUCAGAAUACAAUACACACUUUUGAAUGGAUUAGUUUUUGUUACUAUUGACUUGUGAGUAGGGACCACUCCCACUAUUGAAACUUACACUGGCCAGAGUUCUUGGUGUGCUUUUUUUCUUGGUAUAUUUAAUAACAAGAACUCCAGGCUAUUCAAAAGGCACUGGGAACAGAGAUUUGCUUGUUUGUGUGUGUGUGUGUUUUAACAAAGUACUCCUGUUGGGAGAUCAGUAAGUAAAAUAGAAUGCCUCUGCUGUUAUUUAGAGGGAAAAGAGGACCAGGAAUUGUGUAUUGGUGGAGAAACAGGAAUCUGACAAAAAGUCCCAAGAGUUAUUUUGUCAGAUCAGUAUCCGAAUUGAUGCCUAUUCUUUGAUAUCUUAAAAUUGUCACCUCUUCUUUAUUUCAGAGAUUCUUUUCUGUUUGCUCUGUCUUUGUUGAUAUUUUGUCAAAUUUAUUUAUUUAUGCAAAUAAAUAAAUAAAUAAAUGCAAACUUCCAACAUAAAAAACCCAAACCAGAGUUAUUUUGUCAGGUAAAAGGUAAAGGGUAAAGGGACCCUUGACCAUUAGGUCCAGUCGUGGCCGACUCCGGGGUUGCGGCGCUCAUCUCGCUUUAUUGGCCGAGGGAGCCGGCGUACAGCUUCCGGGUCAUGUGGCCAGCAUGACUAAGCCGCUUCUGGCGAACCAGAGCAGCGCACGGAAACACCGUUUACCUUCCCGCCGGAGCGGUACCUAUUUAUCUACUUGCACUGACGUGCUUUCGAACUGCUAGGUUGGCAGGAACAGGGACCGAGCAACGGGAGCUCACCCUGUCGUGGCUUGCUGGAAAUCAUGGCUCUUCUUUUACUAAUGUAUUAAGGCUUCUUCUGUUAAGGAGCCACCAUAAGAAACCCAGACCUCUCUUGAAGCUUGUUUGUUGCUGAUGUAGAGGAAAAUGCAUUUGAGAUAAUACAGAGCACAGUGUGGAGUGGGAAUUCCUUCUGGUGGGGGGGAAGAGGAAAGUAUUCAUGUCACUGCGCUCAACUGAGUUGGAUAAGCCAGUGACUUAAGGCAUGGGUAGGUAAACUAAGGCCCAGGGGCCGAAUCUGGUCCAAUCGCCUUCUAAAUCCAGCCCGCAGACAGUCCAGGAAUCAGUGUGUUUUUACUUGAGUAGAAUGUGCACUUUUAUUUAAAAUGCAUCUCUGGGUUAUUUGUGGGGCAUAGGAAUUUGUUCAUUACCCCCCCAAAAAAAUAUAGUCCGGCCCCCCACAAGGUCUGAGGGACAGUGGACCGGCCCCCUGCUGAAAAAGUUUGCUGACCCCUGACCUAAGGCUUCAGUUGACUAAGCAGGACAUUGAGGGAAUAAUAAUAAUAAUAAUAAUAAUAAUAAUAAUAAUAAUAAUUUAUUAUUUAUACCCCGCCCGUCUGACUGGGCUUCCCCAGACACUCUGGGCGGCUUCCAGAAAAAAUAUUAAAAUACUGUAAUACAUCAAACAUUAACUUGCCCUCCCCCAUCUUUCUUUUGCCUUCAGUUCUCCUACCAUAACUUUGACCGCAGCAAUCACGACGACGAGGACAUCCGGAACUGUGCAGCGCUGGACUUGGCAUCCUUGCAGUGGAUGCCUCUUCAGUGCGACGCUCAACUGGACUGGAUCUGCAAACUGCCCAAAGGUGACUGGGAUGGCGACGGGUUGGCAGGGAGGGGAAGAGUUAGCCACAGUCAAGAACUUUGCAGUUGCCUCUUUCAUGUCUACAUAUCUUCAAACGCGAGAUUUUGAAUGAGGAUUCUUGAGGUAACGUUCAGCCAACUCAAUAAUGUCCAUUAAGCGAAGGAUUUAAGUACCUUGCCUGGGCUUCAGGAGGGUUUUGUUUACAGCUUAAUAUCUUCAUCGGUCACUACAGUGUGCUAUGAGUUACCGUAUUUUUUGCUCUAUAAGACUCACUUUUUCCCUCCCAAAAAGUAAUGGGAAAUGUGUGUGCGUCUUAUGGAGCGAAUGCAGGCUGCGCAGCUAUCCCAGAAGCCAGAACAACAAGAGGGAUCUCUGCUUUCACUGCGCAGCGAUCCCUCUUGCUGUUCUGGCUUCUGAGAUUCAGAAUAUUAUUUUUUUCUUGUUUUCCUCCUCCAAAAACUUGGUGCGUCUUAUGGUCUGGUGCGUCUUAUAGAGCGAAAAAUAUGGUGAUUUUAAUAGCGUUUGGCCUGCCAGGUUGAGGAUUCUUUUGUGGCUGACCUCUUUGGGGGUUUUUUAUUGGGGUUUAGUGCUGCUUUCAUUUUUACUGCUGUUUAUUUUUGCUGCCGUUGAUUGUAUGACUAAUGUUUCAGUCUAUGUUACUGUUUUGAAAAAACGCUAUAAGCUGCCCUGAGCAUGGCAAAUUUCUACGCGAGUGUGAGAUGUAUAAAGAUUGUUGUAUUAAGUGCAUCUGUUUCUUGUCAGUUCCUCAAAUAGGAUUAUCUUCCCAAGAUAACUUGGUGUCCCUACUUAAUGGGUAUGUUAAUAUUUUUAGAAUAACAAAGUUUCUCAGCUCCACUAGUUCAUACUAAGAUUACUGAAACUCCCAGGGACAUUCUGUCUUCCUUCUGGUGUCUGUGCUUCCUCCCCACAAUCUAACCCUUUCUGAUUUUUAAAAAAUUAAUGUUUAAUUAUUUCUUUGAUACAUGGUUGAAUGUGUAUAAAGACAAGUAGCCACAUUCCAAUAAACAAAGGAUGAGGCUUGCUCCUCCUUCAUAACCAGCAGGGAUUGCAGUACAGAAAGGAUAGGGGGAAUAUCUUACUUUCCUGAAGGGGCAUUUUUUCCUGAAUCAGGAACUGAAAUGAAUUCUGGGCCAGGCCCAGCCCAUCUCCCUUGCUCACUUGCUGAUCGUGUGCUGUUGUUUAAUAGGCACUGAUGUGAAAGAGCCAGAGACAACCGUUCAAGGUGAGUGAAUAUUUCCGCCCCCCUCAUCCCAGGUGGCAAAGCCUCUUUGUGCAGAGAUCGCUCUGUCUCCACCCUCACCCCAUACUCCUCGACUUGUGGUCGCAAAAAACGUGUGUGUUUUCUGGAUGCAUGCAAGCUAGAGGAAACACGGUGCCAACUUCCCGCCUCUGUUAUACUGCGCUGUUGGCAUUGUGCUUUUAGAGCGGUGUUUCUCAAACGUGGGUCCCCAGGUGGACUACAACUCCCAUCAUCCCUAGCUAGCAGGACCAGUGGUCAGGGAUGAUGGGAGUUGUAGUCCAACAACACCUGGGGACCCAAAAGUUUGAGAAAGGUUUGUUGGGAAACUGUGUACGUGCAGCUACUCACACAGAGUCAAUUAAGGUUUGGCAGACAGCCAGAAAGCAAUCUGAAGGAGUAAGUCUGCCUGGUGAUAACAGAGGCAUGGAGACCGCUCCCUGAUUGGUCAAGCUCUCUCAAGGGAGUGAUAAUUAAUGGCCUACUAACUGGAAUGUGUUCAGAGUUCAGAGGUUCAGAGUUCUGUGUCAGUGUAGGAGUUGUGAGUUGUAUCAGAGAGCGCUAGCAAAAGAUCCGUGUUCUGUUCCUGUAAAUAGUCCACUGUAUAUAAUAAACACCUAACUACAAGUUCCUGGUUCCUGCUUCGUCUAUCCUGUCUGCAGCAAAGUCACCAAUUGCUUCCGUGGAUUCUGCGUUUACUCUGCUAGGUCUGGCUAAGAUCCUGCAACUAGUCAGAAAGUUGCGAAACAUCAAAUAGGUUUUGCCAUUAAGGUCCAGCAAGGUGGUCUUGUCAAGGAUUGGUAGAGUGCUGCUGGCAGUCUUAUGUGGCACGGCCCCUUGCUCUCUCAGCUGAGGCGACGUGGGGUCUGCAGUUGGGAAUGUGGACUAUGUCCCUGGGAAAGGGAGUUAUGUGUUAUACCAAACUUAUGUCAAAAGCAGGCAACAGAAAUAUCAGCUAACUGAAUCGAUAGAGUUGGAUCCCUCUCAGCUAUAGGUCUGCAGAGGUAAAGUAUGAGUUUAAGAAGCCUGCACUCAUGUACCUAGCUUCAUCCAGGUCUAGCAAUAGAAUAGCUAUGCUGGAGGCAGCAUGGAAAACAGGGCAACUGGACCAUCUUGACUUCUGAUUAUUUAUCUUACUGAAGAAAAGAAUGUUUUGGAUGUAGGAAAAAGGCAACAGGGCUGUGUGUGUGUGUGUGUGUGUGUGUAUUUGUUCAUGCAUAAUGUGACAGAGGUUUACGAAACCAUGAGUGAUGUGGAGAAACUGAGAUCCCAUGAGGUCUGGCUAGCGCUAACUUUGGCUUUCUUUCAGUGCCAGGUUAAGACCUGGUUAUUCUCUCAGGGUCCUUAUGAAUUGUUAAUUCUGCAGCCUAUGGUAUUUGCAGCUCUGCAUUUUAAGUCAGACGCAGUGAUUUAUACUUUUGCCUGCUCCCGCUAUAUUCUUGUAAACGCUUUGAAUGAAUUGUGUGCCCUGCUCAGAGAUCAGUGUGAUGAAGAGCAGGCUAUAAAUAUUUUCAGAAACAAAUAGUGGAGACAUUCAUCCCCCAGCCUCAACGCCUGAGGCACCUGUUCUUGAAACUGAUACGAAUAAUAAUAAUAAUAUUUUUUUUAUUUAUACCCCGCCCAUCUGGCUGGGUUUCCCCAGCCACUCUGGGCAGCUUCCAACAAAAUACUAAAAUACAAUGAAACACCAAACAUUACAAUCUUCCCCAAACAGGUUUAAGAAAAAGAAGCAGUGCUUCUUUACACAACACAUCAUUAACCUGUGAAAUUCAUGACCCCAGGAUGUUGAGGUGGCAUUUAGCAUUACAGUGGUACCUUGGUUCUCAAACUUAAUCCACUCCGGAAGUCCGUUCCUAAACCAAAGCGUUCCAAAACCAAGGUGCGCUUUCCUAUAGAAAGUAAUGCAAAACGGAUUAAUCCGUUCCAGUCUUUUAAAAACAACCCCUAAAACAGCAAUUUAACAUGAAUUUUACUAUCUAACGAGACCACUGACCAUAAAAUGAAAGCAAUAAUCAAUGUACUGUACUAUAAACUAAAUUAGACAGUAUUGUAGAUGAUAAAGAUUAAAAUUGAUUUUUUUUCUUACUUGCACUGUUUGAUUUCCAAAAUGUUCGAAAACCAAGGCGCAGCUUCUGAUUGGUGCAGGCACCCCAGAAACAAUAGCUGACAGCUGCAUUGGAUGUUCGGCUUCUGAGAAACGUUUGAAAACUGAAACACUUAUUUCUGGGUUUUUGGCGUUUGGGAAUCAAGGCGUUUGAGUUCCAAGGCAUUUGAGAACCUCUGUCCCAGCUUCUGCCAACCUAGAAAUUUGAAAGCACGCCAGUGCAAGUAGAUAAAUGGGUACCACUGUGGCAGGAAAGUAAACGGCGUUUCCGUGUGCUCUGGUUUCCGUCACGGUGUUCCGUUGCACCAGAAGCAGCUUAGUCCUGCUGGCCACAUGACCCGGAAAGUUGUCUGAGGACAAACACCAGCUCCCUCGAGCUGAAAGCGAGAUGAGCGCCGCAACCCCAUAGUCGCCUUUGACUGGACUUAAAUGUCCUGGGGUCCUUUACCUUUUACCUUUUUACCUAAUGAAUAAACAUGGUACUGUCUUAGAAUCUACACAGUUUGGUCAACCUGUCUGCAUAAGCAAACAUAGAAUGUGCCUUCUGAGUCUAUGCUGGAAGAGAAUUAGGUUGACUAGAUAGCUUCGUUGACACUUGGAAGAGUUGCAGCUCUUCUGAUGUUGUUGUUGUUUAGUCGUUUAGUUGUGUCCGACUCUUCGUGACCCCAUGGACCAGAGCACGCCAGGCACUCCUGUCUUCCACUGCCUCCUGCAGUUUGGUCAAACUCAUGCUGGUAGCUUCAAGAACACUGUCCAACCAUCUCAUCCUCUGUCAUCCCCUUCUCCUUGUGCCCUCCAUCUUUCCCAACAUCAGGGUCUUUUCCAGGGAGUUUUCUCUUCUGAUGAGGUGGCCAAAGUAUUGGAGUCUCAGCUUUAGGAUCUGUCCUGAAGGACAGAUCCCGAAGCUCUUCUAAUAGGGGGCAUCUAAGGGAAAUAUGAGGUUUUGGUGGUAUUAGCUGCCUUAAGUAAUCUCCACCUGGAAAGCACCAAGUUUCCCCAGGGUCUCUUAACACAUCCCGUUUCUCCACAGCGAGCAACGAGUGGGUGAAAUACCAAGAGGCUGAGUACAAGUUCUUUGACCAUCAUUCAACUUGGGUACAGGCUCAGAGGAUCUGCACUUGGUUCCAAGCUGAGCUGGUGUCAAUUCACAAUCAAGCUGAGCUGGAUUUCCUGGGUCAGAACUUGAAGAAGGUAGGGAGCCACCUGGAAUGGCAAUGGGUUCGGGCCAAAAGGAAACAAUUUUAAAAAUCCCAUCCGGUUGUGGCAGGGACCUUCAGGCAGGAAGGGAACAUUGAUGGUUAGUGGAGACUAAAUUGGGUCUUCCCAAAGAUUUAAGGAAAAUUUACCAGGUGAGAAAUGCAAGAUGGCCUCCAACUUGCAAUAAUCUUAAUACAUUUCCCCGACAGGCUAAGGAAUGUGCUUUUGGUGUAUAAAUAUGGGUAUUGGGGUGUCAGGGAAUCCAUUCUAGAAGGAAAAAUACGUUAAAAUUACUAUUGAGCAGUUGCCAUCUUUCAUUUUUUUCGCUUAGCAAAUUCUCCUCAGAAGUUGUCUUGGAAUCUUGGUACAUUGUUUCUACUAUUAAUUUAUAGAAUCGAAGCCUUUCUGGCCCAGUUCCUUCAGAUGCUUCUUAUUUCCUUCCCAGACGAAAGUGAGAGCUGCAUAUAGAAAGCAAUGAAGGGAUUUAAAAGUUUGGCCUAGCUGCAGUUAGACAGCAUCAAGCUCUCAACCUUUUAUAGAGUGGAAGCUCACUGGGCUAUUGCAAGGGUUUUAAAGAAAUUUCUUUUAGUUUACGAAUAUAUGUAUAUUGUUCUACACACAAGAGCAGCAGAACAUAAUUGACUAGACAAGUUAAAGGCCUGCCUAAAUAAUUUUUUUUCAAGAUGGUAGCAAAAGCAUAGUCAGCUGCUGCUUAUGACCUUCUCCUCCCAGUUAGUGUUUCACACAGUAAUAUCCAAUAAUAAUAAUAAAAAUAACAAUAAACACAGCUUUAUUGUUGUAUUCCAAGUGCUCUUCAUUUCUUUAUUUGAUAUAUAAAAAUACUUGUCUGCUGCAAUUUAAUUAAAAGUUUCAAAGCUCUUGACAAUUAAAUACAGUAAGAACGGAAAUAAAAAUUAAAAUGGAUAAUCAGCUAUUAUGGAUACUUAAUAGUCCCCGUAAGCUGGGCAGCAAAGAAAACUUCCCUGCAAACAUUUGACAGUUAGCAUAGAAGGUGCAUGCUGAUUCGGUUUGGGGUUGAUAAUCAGAUGAGCCUCACCAACUCAUGGGACAACUACAGAUGAACUCAGUGAUUGAGCUUGGAAAUAAUAAUAAUAAUAAUAAUAAUAAUAAUAAUAAUAAUAAUAUUUCCCGCCCAUCUCUGAGCACCUUCCAACAAAAUAUUAAAAAUACAGCAAAACAUCAGACAUUAAAAACUUCCCUAAACAGGGCUGCCUUCAGAUGUCUUCUAAAACUCAGAUAGUUGUUCAUUUCCUUGAGGGCAUUACACAGGGCGGGUGCCACUACCGAGAAGGCCCCUCUGCCUGGUUCCCUGUAACCUCACUUCUCGCAGGAAGGGAACUGCCAGAAGGCCCUUGGAGCUGGACCUCAGUGUCUGGGCUGAACGAUGGGGGUGGAGAUGCUCCUUCAGGUAUACAGGGCCGAGGCUGUUUAGGGCUUUAAAUAAUAAUAACUUUAGAAGGUGUUCAGGUGACCCCUGCAGCACCCUGGACCUACGUUUUUCAGAGCUGUGUAAAUCAAGACAAGUCUGGGACACGGAUGGCACUGUGGGUUAAACCACAGAGCCUAGGACUUGCCGAUCAGAAGGUCGGCGGUUCGAAUCCCCGCGACGGGGUGAGCUCCCGUUGCUCGGUCCCUGCUCCUGCCAACCUAGCGGUUCGAAAGCACAUCAAAGUGCAAGUAGAUAAAUAGGUACCACUCCAGCGGGAAGGUAAACGGUGUUUCCAUACGCUGCUCUGGUUUUCCAGAAGCGGCUUAGUCAUGCUGGCCACAUGACCCGGAAGCUGUACGCCGGCUCCCUUGGCCAAUAAAGCAAGAUGAGCGCUGCAACCCCAGAGUCGGUCACGACUGGACCUAAUGGUCAGGGGUCCCUUUACCUUUACCUUAAAUCAAUACAAGGACCUUGAACCUGUCAUGUCACGUGUUCGCAGCUAUGUGUUCCCAUAGCCAUUGCAUUCUGCACCAGCUAGAGUUUCCAGACCAGGGCCAAGGGCAGCCCCACACAAUGUGCAUUGUAGUGAUCCAGCCUUGCGGUCACUGGUGCAUGGACAGCAGUGGUUAGGCAGCAAUUCUGUAGGGUAGGCAGUGGGUGCCAGCACAAAAUAACUGCUAUGCGCAGGCAAAAACAAAAGGUGCUGGGACUCCAUGCUGGUAUCGUUACACAAAAAAAAGCCUGGUGGGAGGCACUCCGAAGAUCAAGGUGGCUCAGACAGUCUUUUCGUUCUCCCCCUUGACAUUAUUGCAUAUAAUUCCUCCUUUGGCCAGUUUUCAAGGGGACAGGAGCAGCACUGGUGGAUUGGGCUGAGCACCUAUGAGAAUGAUGGACGAUUUCGGUGAGUCUCUUUCUCUAUUAAGUGUCUUCUGUCCUAGAAGCUUUUUUGGUGUGUCUUAGAUUCCUGCUUGUGUUCAAAAUGCGGAAACCUCCCCAAUGUGUUGUUUGCCAUCUCCAGGUGGUCUGAUUAUUCUCUCUUGAACUUCGUCUCGUGGGCACCAGGAAAGCCUCGGCCUACCACCAAGGACAGGAAGUGUGUGUACAUGACUGCUAGCCGAGGUGGGUAAUGGGCAUGCAGACAUUGGCCUGAUAUUCCUAAUCAAUUUACAGAUCAACAUUCUUCCCUAUGGCCCUUUGCAGUCUCUGGUCUGAUCAGCUCAGACCAGCCUCCUGAUAAUUCCUAAAAAAUAUUCCAUCCCUCCAGACACCCAUCGAACCCUGAACUUCUGGCUGAUGUCCCUGAAAACACACAGUGGUACCUCGGGUUACAUACGCUUCAGGUUACAUAUGCUUCGGGUUACAGACUCUGCUAACCCAGAAAUAGUGCUUCAGGUUAAGAACUUUGCUUCAGGAUGAGAACAGAAAUCGUGCUCCGGCGGCGCGGCAGUAGCGGGAGUCCCCAUUAGCUAAAAUGGUGCUUCAGGUUAAGAACAGUUUCAGGUUAAGAACAGACCUCCGGAACGAAUUAAGUACUUAACCCGAGGUACUACUGUAUAGGGUAGGCAGUGGAAAUGUUAAGAUCACUGGUGUCCUAACUUAUUAUUGUGAUGUUGUUUUUAAGCAGUUGCCUAGUCUUUAGAGUUAUAAUACAGUGGUACCUUGGUUCCCAAAUGGCUUGGCUCCUGAACAAAUCGGCUCCCGAACGCCGCAAACCCGGAAGUGAGUGAUCUGGUUUGGCAACAUUUUUCGGAAGCUGAACGUCCGAGGUGGCUUCCGCGGCUUCUGAUUGAGUGCAGGAAGCUCCUGAAGCCAAUCGGAAUCUGCGCCUUGGUUUUCGAACCGGUUCAGGAGUUGAACGGACUCCCGGAACGGAUUUAGUUUGAGAACCAAGGUACCACUGUACAUGACCACUCACCAUUUAAAAAAAUAACAACAACUAUAGGACAUCUGGAUAAAAGAAUGUUAUGCCCCAAAAAGAAACCUGACCCAGGUUUGGGGUUUUUCUGUGUUGGAAUUUUUUUACACAAAAUGUUGGGACAGGCUGUGAUGGCUGCUGUUUGUUACAGUGGUACCUCAGGUUAAGUACUUAAUUUGUUCCGGAGGUCCGUUCUUUUUCUUUUUAGCUAUUUUUAAAAUUAAUUUUCCAACAUAGAUUUGUACAGAAUUAAACACCCAGUUCUCACCUAAUCAUUCUUUUAGACUUCCAUCAGCAUGUCUGACAAUUCUCCGUGUUAUCUCUUCAUCUCACAUUUCUCAAUUUUAUAUUGCACUCUAACAAUCUUAAUCAUAUCAUAUUUUAAAGCAAUAUUUCUAUCAAUAUUUUUCACAGUACUAAUUGUUCAUCACAAACAUUUUUGAUAUACUCUGUAAAUUUCUUCCAGUCCUCUGUGAAUCUCUGGUCUCUUUGAUUUCUAAUUCUGCCCGUUAGUCUAUCCAUUUCUGCGUAUUCCAUCAAUUUCAUUCUCCAUUCUUCUCUCGUGGGCAUUUCUUCCCCGGAGAUCCGUUCUUAACCUGAAACUGUUCUUAACCUGAAGCACCACUUUAGCUAAUGGGGCCUCCUGCUGCCGCUGCACCGCCGGAGCACGAUUUCUGUUCUCAUGCUGAAGCAAAGUUCUUAACCCCAGGUACUAUUUCUGGGUUAGCUAUUUCUGGAGUCUGUAACCUGAAGCGUAUGUAACCCAAGGUAGCACUGUACUUUGAGAUGGCUGCUGUUUCUUACUUUGAGAGUGCCAUUGUAACCAAGCAAAAUACAGAAUCUGCUCUCGUAUCUUCUCCUUUCUCUCCUUCUGCAGAGGACUGGGGCGACCAGAAGUGUUUCACUGCUCUGCCUUACAUCUGCAAGCGCACCAAUAUUACCACAGGCUCCUUGCCACCCCUGCCGGCACCUACUCCUGGCAGCUGUGCCCAGGGCUGGCAUGCUGUUGGCAAUAAGGUACUUGGAAGUGCUUUCCCUGGCCCCGGGCACCAUCAUUCUUGGUGGGGGGGGGGAGUCUUCCAGGAGUGUUUGUGUGCCAGGUCCCCCUUGAACUGGACAGGUGGUGGUGUGGAAAUAACUCCUGCGGAGUAUGUAGAAGGGCAGAAAUUUGGCUGAUGGACAUUCCUGGUUCAGAAACCCCUUACCCACUUAAUUUCCCCCUCCUGUUCGUGAACGUAUGAGAGUGUGGAGGGUAGUAGAUUGAGUGUCACAUCUAGGACUGACGAGACAUGGGUUCAAAUCCCAGUCCGUCAGCCUAGCCGAGAGGAGUGAGAUUUCAGAUAGAUAGCUGUUUCAUAUUGCAAGUCUGUCUGCGUAGUUUUGUGUAGUUCGAUUUCCCCUUCUCUCAAAUGCCUUGAUAUUUUUUACCUUCUUAACUCGUGGUAUCAGAGAAGGGAAACCAUCUUGAGCUUUUUGGGAGGAAAGGAUGAGCUAAAGCUGAAAAUAAAAUAAAUGUGAAAGUCCAGUGCUGAGGGCCUUCUGGCGGUUCCCUCAUUGCGAGAAACCAAGUUACAGGGAACCUGGCAGAGGGCCUUCUUGGUAGUGGCGCCCUGUGGAACGCCCUUCCACCAGAUGACAAAGAGAAAAACAACUACCAGACUUUUAGAAGACAUCUGAAGGCAGCCCUGUUUAGGGAAGCUUUUGAUGUUUAAUAGAAUAUUUUAUUUUAAUAUUUUGUUGGAAGCCGCCCAGAGUGGCUGGGGAAACCCAGCCAGAUGGGCAUGGUAUAAAUAAUAAAUUACUAUUAUAUUAUUAUUAUUAUAAAGUCACAGGAGGGGAAAUACCUUGCCUGAAAUGUCUGCUGUUUCUAAAUCUCCUUUUCUGUCAAUUUUAUAACCCAGUGCUUUAGGAUUAACAGCGAAGAGCAGGUAACCUGGCAAGAGGCGAAGCGAAGGUGUGAGAUUCAGGGGGGCGUGCUGGCAACCAUCUCCAAUUACGUUGAGCAAGGUAAGGGCCUUUUGUUCACAAGACAACUGUGUGUGUGUUCAUGCAUGCGUGCACACACACACACACACACACAUUGCCUCACCUCGCCUCUGGGAACUGAUCUGCUUUUGGCCCCAGGCAAGUGUCUUCAUGAGCCGAAGAAAACCCAAGGAUCAUUCAGGCAUUUGCCUGAACAUAUGAAAGGCUAAUCUGUGGACUUAUUGUCCUGAACACUGGACUGGACUGGACCCUUGGUUUGAGGGCCUUCUCGGCAGUGGCGCCCUCCCUGUGGAACGCCCUCCCUUCAGAUGUCAAGGAGAUAAAGAACUAAAUAACUUUUGGAAGACAUCUGAAGGCAGCCCUGUAUCAGGAAGUUUUUAAUGUUUGACGUUUUGUUACGUUUUUAUAUGUGCUGGAAGCCGCCCAGAGUGGCUGGAGCAACCCAGCCAGAUGGGCGGGGUAUAAAUAAAACCAUCACCGUAUUAUUGGAGUGAUUGCAAGAAAAUAAGAACAGUCCAUCAUAAUAUAGGAAGGAAUAAUAGAGAACAGAGUGCCUCUGAGAAAGGACAGAAUGUAUUUCCCUCACCCACUGAAUAAGCGUUGUCUUUCCCUCGCCCACCUCGGAGGCAGUUAGAGGCCAUGCGACGUCUUUUUUUUAGGGGAGGCACUUGAUGGCAAAACUGAACUCUGGCUUUGUAGGCCUCUAGUCCCUAUGAAAACAAAGCUUUGCACCUUCAUCUGACUUCCUCCAGUAACGUGCCCUUCUUCCCACUUACAGCCUUUAUAACCACUCUUCUUCCAAAUGUGACAUCUGACCUGUGGAUCGGCCUCCAGGAUUCAAAGAAGGAGUUCCAGUGGGUGGAAGCUGAGCCUGUCAGCUUUGUGAACUGGGGUCCUGGUGAGCCCUCUGGAUGCGGGGCAUCCACAGCUAGUGAGAACCCGGUGAGCCAAACCCUGGGGGACCCCCUCACCCCGUUUUGUAGCUAUCUCUUUGGGGAGCCUCAUCUUUUUGUAGGGAUGCUGUGUGUUUCAUAGAGGGGCAUGGGUGGCGCUGGGGGUUAAACCACAAAGCCUAGGGCUUGCCGAUCAGAAGGUCGGCGGUUCAAAUCCCCACGACAGGGUGAGGUCCCGUUGCUCGGUCCCUGCUCCUGCCCACCUAGCAGUUUGAAAGCACGUCAAAGUGCAAGUAGAUAAAUAGGUACCGCUCCGGCGGGAAGGUAAACAGCGUUUCCGUGCGCUGCUCUGGUUCGCCAGAAGCGGCUUAGUCAUGCUGGCCACAUGACCUGGAAGCUGUACGCCGGCUCCCUCGGCCAGUAAAGCGAGAUGAGCGCCGCAACCCCAGAGUCAUCUGCGACUGGACCUCAUGGUCAGGGGUCCCUUUACCUUUACCCUCAAGACUGGAUGGAGACUUGCACGCUGCUCCAGCUGAUGGCGUGCAGUGAACAGCCUUCCCACUGCGGGCACAGGUGAGUGACUGACGCUCCUGGUUCUGUCUCUCUCAGACCAACUGCGCUGUGGUUUGGCAUGGCAUCCCGCCCCAGUUCACUGGCCGCUGGGAUGACAGGAAUUGCCUGGAGGAGAAAAAUGCCUUCAUCUGCCAGAGGAGGAAAGGUAAGAGUGCAGGAAAGAUGCAGGCGGGGACCGGGGGUGGGAAGGGUCAGGCAGGCUGCAGCUGUGCCUGGCAAAGGGAGGAUUAAUGUGCCUUGGCAAUUAUCCAAGGUGCCACUGUUUCUCAGACCUCCCCACAAAGAGCUGCGAGUGAGAAAGCAGCAAGAAAUGGCUGGUGGUGGAAAGAGUGGGAAGGGAACACACCUGGCUCCCGGUGGAGUACAGGAUCAGGUUUAAGGUGCUGGUUUUAACCUUUAAAGCCCUAUACGGCCUAGGACCCUCGUACCUACGGGACCGCCUCUCCUGGUAUGUCCCACAGAGGACCUUACGGUCUUCAAACAAAAACAUCUUGGAGGUCCCAGGCCACAGAGAGGUUAGGCUGGCCUCAACCAGAGCCAGGGCUUUUUCGGCUGUGGCUCCGAUCUGGUCGAACGCUCUGUCACAAGAGACUAGAGCCCUGCGGGACUUGACAUCUUUCCGCAGGGCCUGCAAGUCAGAGCUGUUCCACCAGGCCUUUGGCCAAGGCAGAGUCUGACCCCCUCCUUUGGUAACCCUCAUAGAACUCUAGCCCAAUGGUUGCCAUUAAUUUGAUUCUGAAUUAAUUUUAGAAUGAAUUGAUUUUAGAAUGCUGUGUUACUUUUAUUGUUGUUAGCCGCUCUGAGCCCAGCUUCGGCUGGGGAGGGCAGGAUAUAAAUAAACAUUUAUUAUUAUUAUUAUUAUUAUUAUUAUUAUUAUUAAGCACAUUUGAGUGGUGUUCAAAAAGCUCCAGUAUGCUUUUGAAUUAAACCAAUAUUGUUGCUGUUUAGUCGUGUCUGACUCUUCGUGACCCCCUGGACCAGAGCACGCCAGGCACUCCUGUCUUCCACUGCCUCCGCAGUUUGGUCAAACUCAUGUUCUUAGCUUCGAGAACACUGUCCAACCAUCUCGUCCUCUGUCCUCCCCUUCUCCUUGUGCCCUCCAUCUUUCCCAACAUCAGGGUCUUUUCUCUUCUCAUGAGGUGGCCAAAGUAUUGGAGCCUCAGCUUCAGGAUCUGUCCUUCCAGUGAGCACUCAGGGCUGAUUUCCUUAAGAAUGGAUAGGUUUGAUCUUCUUGCAGUCCAUGGGACUCUCAAGAGUCUCCUCCAGCACCAUAAUUCAAAAGCAUCAAUUCUUCGGCGAUCAAACCAAUACUGCUACGUUAAUGGCUCUGGGGCAGGGUGGGAUGGAAGUGCAAGCUACGGUUAUUCCAGUUCUAAGGAGCUCUGGUUCUCUUUCUUUCUCCCACCCCCAGAUCCUGCCCUGAGCCCUUCCCCAGCAACCUUCCCGCCUGCUCCCAACUCCACCCUCUCGUACUUCAACAGCACUUACCGCAUCUUGCAGAAGCCUCUCAGGUGGCAGGAAGCCAUGCUCUUGUGCGAGAGCCUCAAUACAAGCUUGGCGAGCAUGACGGAGCCGUACACUCAGGCUUUCCUCACCCAGGCAGUGAGCAGCCUACGGACCCCGCUCUGGAUUGGCUUGUCCAAAGAGGAGGUAAGACAGCCAGGGGGGCUGGCUAAGACAGAGCGGUGAGAGCAAGGGAAGCAGGGCUGGCCCUGCUGUUUGCCAGGGCAGUGCUCCUGCUUCAGACAGCGCCACUAGAUGAAGGCAGGCAUCAGUGUCCAAGUGGUAUAGCAAGACCUUUUCGACAUUGUUGGCCCUGGUAGGCUUUUGGGCUCUGCUUCAGGCGGCAAAGUGUCUUGGGCCAGUACUGGUGGACAGGUGGGGAUCAGAGUUGAGAGUGGCACAGUCGCUAGAGCCAGUAGCCAGAGCUCCAGAAGUCAAAUGACCUACAAUACACACUCCUGGAUGGGAGCUCAAGUGUCAGGGACUGGACUGAGGAGGAAUGGUGGGGACCGCACCCUUCUUUCUCCUGAACCUUUCCGAGAACAGAAGGACACUACAGUCAUACCUCGGGUUAAAUACGCUUCGAGUUGAGCGCGUUCGAGUUGCGCUCCGCGGCAACCCGGAAGUAACGGAGCUCGUUACUUCCAGGUUUCGCCGCAUGCACAGACGCUCAAAAUGAUGUCAUGCGCAGAAGCGGCAAAAAGCGAUGCGCGCAGACGUGCCGUUGCUAGUUACGUUUACCUCUAGAUGCGAACGGGGCUCCGGAACGGAUCCCGUUCGUAUCUAGAGGUACCAUUGUAUAGAUUUACAACAGUGGUUUGCAGAAGGUCACAGUUCAGAGGCUGCAGAGGGGAGAAGAUGGGAAAUAUUGGGAGAGGAACAGCAGGACGAAGCAGCACCAGGGGAGAGACAGCUGACAGACUCCGUGUCUUUGGAAAACAUUCCUGACCCCCCCUCUCCCAGGACCAGACGAGCAUUGAGGGUAGUAGGACAAAAAGGCUCAGAGGCAGAAAGCUCAGAUUAGCCGACGCAGGGGUGACGGAGAAUAGGAGAGACGGAGGGGGUGGGACUCUACUUGGAGCAAUGCCAUUAUCUAGGGGAGACCCCAUUGCUUUGUCUCUCUCUGUGACUAUUGAAUAAACUACUUGGUAAGAACUUUUAUUGUGUAUCAGCUUCUUGGCUGCCAUCGUGGGAGGGAUAGGAUUCUCCGAAGCCUGACACCAAGAGUGGCAAGGUGGGACCAAGUGUAAGCCACGAGUCACUGGAAAAGGGGUGCUUUCAGAGCUGGAUCCUACUCCUGAAACAUCUUAAGAUGAACUACCCGUGCAGGACACGGUAUCAAACAAAUCCAGAAUAUUUCACAAGCCUUACAAGUGCACCCUCCUGACCACGUGGAUUUUAUCUGCAUCCAGUCUCAGUUACAAGCUCCCCCCUCAGAAAUCUUAUUCUGUCUGGUCCAACUUGGCCGAUCUUUUAUUGGUUUACUGGGUUGCUUUUAGGGGAGGCGAAGCUACACGUGGUUCACAGAAGAGAGCCUUUCCUACACAAACUGGCGAGCUGGAGAACCGCAACAGCUUGUAGGGUGCGCAUACAUGGAUGUAGAUGGGACCUGGAGGACCGCCGGCUGCGACACCAAGCUUCAAGGGGCCAUCUGCAAAAUGAGCACAGGUGCUGUACCUGGGAGAGGGGAUGCUCUAGUCAGCCCUGAGCCUGAAUGGAGAAAAGGCCCAGACUUUCCUUCUAACCAGUUCUUCCCUUUCAGGGGCCCUUCCCCCCCACAAGUGGAGGUACAAUGGGAGCUGCCCGAAAUCUGUGGAGGAUUCUUCCUGGAUCCCCUUCCGGAAUCACUGCUAUGCCUUCCACAUGGAAGUCGUGCUGGGCCAGAAAGAAGCUAAGAAGAGAUGUGAGAAAGGUAAAGGGCUUCUAAGAAGCUCAGAGGGAACAACCAUGCUCCACUUCUCAUGCCCUAGAACAUGGCUUCCGGCGCAAAGUCAUGUUUUCUUUCGCUCUGGCUUUUCUCUUUCUGUUUGGUUUCUUCCCUCCUUCCUUGUGCCUAAAGCACACGCCAGCAUUUGUCUUGGAAGUGGACUGCUGGAGAUUUUAUUCAGCGGCAUCUACCUGCCUAUUCCUCCACUUGGGACUGUGGAGCAGUUCUUGUAGGUGGGACAAUAAUUUUUAGAAAGCAAAGUCAUUAAUGUACUCAUCUCUUUAUAUUUAGCACACACAAACAAUUCCCGGACGACAACACACGACAACAAUGGAACAUCAGAGUAAUAACCAAAUACCAGAACUGAAGGAAUCUGCUCACCCCUACUUUGUGCCUGUUUUAGUACAGAACGGUGUGCACACGCUGUUGGCGAUGCGUUUCUGUAGAAAUCCCAGUUGCUGCAGACAUUCUCUUCUAAAGCCCUGGCACCUUUCUCCCUAGAAAGUCAGAGAACUGCUAACUCUUAAGAGUCUAUAGACUGUCCUUUUCUUUCUCCUGCAGAGCCAGUGCUCGAGGGGAGAGCAAAGUGCCGUUGAUUGGCAAUAAGGCAAUCAGCAGAGCUUUUCCUGGGGCAGGGAUUAUUCUGCCCAUUUAAGGGUCCUCUUUGGUUAGAAGGUUUCGCUACAGGAGCUAGGUAGGGAAAACUUGUGCGGCCUUCAGGCACGUAACAUGCAGGCACCUGUGAUUCUGUCAACCAAACUCAGUACAGUGGUGCCUCGCAAGACGAAAAGAAUCCGUUCCGCGAGUCUCUUCGUCUUGCGGUUUUUUCGUCUUGCGAAGCAAGCCCAUUAGCGGUUUAGCGGAUUAGCGCUACAGUAUUAGCGGGCUUAGCGGAUCAGCUGAUUAGCGGCUUAGCAAUCAGCUGUUAAGCGGCUUAGCAGCUUAGUGGAUCAGCUGAUAAGCGGCUUAGCGGCUUGGGAAAAAGGGGGGGGGAAGGAAAAAAACCCCGCAGGAACUCGCAAGACAUUUUCGUCUUGCAAAGCAAGCCCAUAGGAAAUUCGUUUUGUGAAGCACCUCCAAAACGGAAAACCCUUUCGUCUAGCGGGUUUUCCGUCUUGCGAGGCAUUCGUCUUGCGGGGCACCACUGUAUCCUGAAUAUGAGUGUUUUUGGCAAGUUUUUCAUGGGAAGUUUUUCCGCAAUGUGUAAGAGAUCAAGGAAUGAAUAAGGAUUACCUGCGUCAAAUCCCGCCUCGCGUUCUCAUGACACACAGAAACAGCAUCCUUUCUCCCUACACGAGGGAAAGUAAUAUUGGCUCACCUUACAGAUCAAAUGAAUAUAUGAAAAGGGAUGCUUAAUUUACAUAUCUUUUUUUUAUUCUGGUGACAAAAUUGGAGCUUCCUUCAUGUGGAUGAGGGUGUCGUUCAGAAAAUGCACAGUGCGAGAGCCUCUCGGCUGUACUCUUCUUGCCCAGUAAAACUUUCAGGCUUGUGCAUCUGUUUCUUCUCCUGUUCCAUCAUCUCCCGCUUCCCCCACAGUUGGAGGUACGGUGCUGUCCAUCCUAGACGAGAUCGAGAACCUAUUCGUGUGGGAGCAUCUUCAGGCUUAUGAGAGCCAAUCCAAAGGAGCUUGGCUGGGGAUGGCCUUUAACCCCAAAGGUAAGGCUGGCAAUGUCUUGAUUGAUUGGCAUGUAGUUAACAGCAUGUUAUCGUUAUAGGAAAUGAAGAGCAGUGAGGAGGAACAGUUUGGGGCAAUAAAUGAGGGUGGCGUUAAUACAUGAACUGAGACCAGGCGUAGGCAAACUCAGCCCUCCAGAUGUUUCGAGACUACAAUUCCCAUCACCCCUGACCACUGGUCCUGUUAGCUAGGAAUGAUGGGAGUUGUAGUCCCAAAACAUCUGGAGGGGCGAGUUUGCCUAUGCCUGACUGAGGCUGAGGAGCAGUCCAGUUUGACCCCGCAUAUGGAUCUUGGCCACUUUGAUUCCUAUGCAUAAAAGUCUAUAAUUUAAAAUCUAUAAUCUGCACCCAGGGGAAACAGCAGCAGGAGAGGGAAAUGGAAACAGUGAUAAAUGGGGGAAAUAUGCAAUCACAUUUAUUUAAAAGCAUUUCUAAACAUAGAUAGGUGGCUUAUAAAAAAAAGGUAAAGGACCCAUGACAGUUAAGUCCAGUUGCGGACGACUCUGGGGUUGUGGCGCUCAUCUCGCUUUACUGGCUGAGGGAGCCGGCGUUUGUCCGCAGACAGCUUCUGGGGUCAUGUGGGCAGCAUGACUAAGCCGCUCCUGGCGAACCAGAGCAGCGCACAGAAACAUCGUUUACCUUCCCGCCGGAGCGGUACCUAUUUAUCUACUUGCAUUUUGACAUGCUUUCGAACUGCUAGGUUGGCAGGAGCAGGGACCAAGCAACGGGAGCUCACUCCGUCACGGGGAUUCGAACCGCCGACCUUCUGAUCGGCAAGCCCGAGAGGCUCGGUGGUUUAGACCACAGUGCCACCCGCGUCCCUUUAGGUGGCUUAUCCCCAGCCAUUUUUGCCCAGCAGACUACACUGUAAUCCUUGCAAUUUGUUUCCUCUUUCGGAAAAGGAAUUUUUGAUCCUUUUCUGCCAUCCAGCAGAAGUGCUCCCUCCCUCUCCCUCUCCCUCUCCCCCUACCCUGCCACCCCACAGCAUGUUUCUCCUUCCUCUGCAGGGGGCACACUUGUCUGGCAUGACAACAUGGCGGUGAACUAUUCUAACUGGGGGCAGGAUGACACGGGACCCAGCAUGCUCAGCCAAAACAGCUGCUACUGGAUCCAGAGCAGCAACGGGGUGUGGCACUUGGGCUCCUGCUCCAACGUCACCAUGGGAGUCAUUUGCAAGACAGCCCGAGGUAAGCGGGUGGUUUUGAAGGCCUCGGAGCUAAAAUGUGGGGCGAGGCUUCUGAUGGUCAUGGGUCAGACUUCAGCAUCGGGGAAUGAGAGCAGGAGUUCCUUGGGGUUUAUUCAUGGGUCCUCAUCACUACAGUCAUACCUCUUGCUACGUUCGGUUCAGGUUACGUCUUUUCAGGUUGCAUCCCGCGGCGAUCUGGAAGUACUGGAAAGGGCUACCUCCGGGUUUUGCUGCUCGUGCGUGCGCAGACGCUCAAAAUGACGUCACGUGCAUGUGCAGAAACGACGAAUCGCCAGACGCAGGUUGUGUUCUGCUUGUGUUGUGAACGGGGCUCCGGAACGGAUCCCGUUUGCAACCAGAGGUACCACUGUACAUUGUAAGGGCCAGUUGCACUAAAUCACACAUGAUCAACAGCCAAUGAGGUGGGUUUCGGUGGCUCAAAGAGACUGCAAGGGAUUGACCUUACUUCUCUUUUGUUUAAGUAUAGAAUCCUGUAUAUAUCUUCAUGCAUUGAGACUUUUUCUAGUCCACUAUUGUGGUGGUGGUGAUUUUUGGAUAAUGCUGAUAAUUUAAAGAGAAAGAGUCUUGACCAAAGACAGCCAGUGUGCUCUUUGGGAACCUGGCCCUCUUGGGCGCUGGGUGGUUUAAACAGAAUAUGUUAGACAUGGAUUGUCCUCUGCAGACGGCCUUUGGUUGUCCCAAAACUUGAGAUAGAAUGAAAUCGUUUCUUGGGUCAGCUUAGGCCGCUGUGUGAAUCUGCAGAGUUCUAUGGGUUCGUGAAACUCUUCAUCAGCUAGUGAAAAGUGAGGCAGCUUUCAAGUAGAUAAGAGAGGGAGCUGGGCGACUUGUCUAAUCUAAUCUUUUCCAUUCUGCCUAAUGAAGAGUUCUGUGAAGGCUGAAAGGCGUGCAUACUUUUAAUCAUUCCUAAAUUGGUUCAGUAAAGGUAUUACUCUGAAUACGUUUGAUUAAUGUUACUUUAUGGAGAAAAAUGAAGGACAAUAAGAGCUAGAAAGUAGGGUUGCUCUACCAGUGGACAAGGGGACAAGUGUGGUUGCAAUUGAAAGAGAGGAUAUAUUAUUACUUUUAUUGUUAGUGUUGAAAGGGAAACAUAGCUAAUGAAAGUCAAAGGAAUGCAACAGCAAAGCAUGGAGGGAGUUGCUUUGGAAUGUUUUGAGCAGCUCUGAAGGGCUGUUUUCAAGCAACAUAUGAAACAGGACUAGCAACAGGCAAAUUAAUGACACCCUUUCUUUCUCUCUCUCUCUCUCUCUCUCCCGCCACUGGCUGGGUUCUCUUUCCAUGGCAGCGGAAGAAAGCAGCCUCUCCAGAUCAGGUACGUACCAAAAUGGAAACUGGUUGCCGUGUCUCCUUGUAGGUGAGCUUGGCUUUGCCUCCUGACACUCCUUUGAACACCAGUCCUGAAACAGAUGGGCUCCCAGUCUGGUUGUAAAACCGGAGUCUUGUGCCUUUUGCACUAUAGAAGGGGGUGAGAAUUUGAAGCAGGAAAGCCAGACCUGCUUCAGUUGCAAUAACUGGGCACAAGUGAAUUGGACAGGCCUAGGACCCUUGUACCUAUGGGACCGCCUCUCCUGGUAUGCCCUGCGGAGGACCUAAGGUCUAUAAAUACCAACACCCUAGAGGUCCCGGGCCCUAAGGAAGUUAGAUUAGCCUCAACCAGAGCCAGGGCAUUUUCAACACUGGCUCCGGCCUGGUGGAACACUCCGUCUCAGGAUCUGAUUUCUUUCCGCAGAGCCUGUAAGACAGAGUUGUUCCCCCGGCCUUUGGCAUGGAAUCAACCUGAUCCCCUCCCCCUCUUUCCGUUUUCCUUUCUCCUUCUGUGAUGGAACUCCUAUUUGGGGACUUCCUUGGCUUUUUUCUGGCCCACGUAGGACCAGUCUGGAUAGUUGGCCUUGGUGAAGAUUUGACGUUUUCAUCCCCCCAAAGUUUUUGAUUUGAGUUUCUUCUGAAAUGAGGCUGCAUCUUAAUGUUGCAUUUUAAUCUUGUUUUUAAGUUGUACUUUAAUCAAUUGUUUUUAUACCUGGCGUUAGCCGCCCUGAGCCCAGUCUUGGCUGGGGAGGGCGGGGUAUAAAUAAAAUUUAUUAUUAUUAUUAUUAUUAUUAUUAUUAUUAUUAUUAUUAUUACCUCAAACAGCCUCUCUCCUCAUUUGUGCUUGGAGCACAACCUGUCCUCUGCUGCCUUUAUCCCUUACCUGAAGCAGGAGGGGAAGCCCGUGGCGGAAGGGUCCCAAUGGACCACCCCAUGGCAACAAUUCCCACCAGGAGUCCCCACCAGGGAAAUUGGGGGGCCUGUAAUGCAGCACCAUAAUUCAUUGUCUGAAAAGGGCCUGUAGUGGGCUGUAUGCUACUAAGGGACAUUCUGCCAGGGCCCUCUGCUACCUCCUCUCCAAGGUAGGACUUGGCUCUGCCUUUUGUUUAAAAAACAAGGUGAACUGCUGUUAUCUACUGAGUUGAAUAGGAUCCAAAAUGCAGCAGUCUGAUUGGUCCUAGAACAAUAGGAUUCAGAAUGCAGCAGUCUGAUUGGUCCUAGAACAAUAGGCUCCAGAAUGCAGCAGUCUGAUUGGUCCCCAGGAGCCACCCAAUCCAGCUCCAGGUGGAAGUGAAUCCGCAACCUGAUUGGCCUACAGGAGAAUCCCGGAAUUAGCCAAUCACGGGCCCAUUGUGUAAAUAAUAUAUAUAAAGCAGACGUUUUGGGGGAACUUCCAUUCCUCACUACUAUGAGCUGAAUAAAGAGCAUGAAAUCCACACUCGACUCCGAGUAUAUUUCAACUGCCCAGGGAGGAGCCAGCCCACCUUAGAUUUGUAAGCAUGCCCUUUGGGAAGUCAUAACCGCUCUAUAGACUCUGCAAAUACCUGAACGGUAUGUUCUCAAAACCUCAAUGGUUUUGCAUAGGCAAUUGGUGGUCUUGCUCCAUCCUAGGGGUUGGUCAGGUUGAAGCCUGCCAAGGAUGCAGGCCCAAGGGGUGCAAAAACAUGCCUCUCUCUGCCCUGGCUUGGAGUUAUCAAGGGUGCAAGGGACAGGGAGGGGUGCAAAGGCAGCUCCUGGCCAAGGGCGCAAGGGAGCCUAGCUAUGCCUCUAGGUGUGCUGAGUAUCAUAGAAUCAGAGUUGGAAGGGACCCUGAGGAUCAUCUAGCAAUGCAGGAAUACGCAGCUGUCCCAUACGGGGAUCAAACCUGCAACUUUGGAAUUAUCAGCACCACGCUCUAACCAACUGAGCUAUCCAUGCUUUCUCAUAUUUAUAGUACUUGUAUCUUGAGCAGAAUUCAUCAUGCCAAGGGACUCUGUUUACAUUUAAACUGAACUGUUAGGUAACUGGAGACCUAGUUUAUUUUAUUCAUUCGGUUUUUUUCCUCCCAAAAGCGUGCAGGGUGGCAAGCAACAAUUUAGAUGGAGGGAUGAGCAGAGCUUCUAGUAGUGAGUGGGUGGCGCUGCAGGGCUCUGCAAACUUUCUCUUACUCCUCUCCCAUGGUUAGAGAAGCUGAAUACAUUCCGCAAACCAAAUUUAACACACCUGUUUAUAAUAUUCACCCCGGAAUUUGGUUCUUUGGCACACAAAGGGCUGUUUUUAGCACAAGACAGAUCUGUGCAAAAGUUGCCUCUCUGGCAUAGAGAUAGUUAUGGGUAGGUAGCCGUGUCGGUCUGCCGUAGUCGAAACAAAAAUAAUAAUAAUUAAAAAAAAUUCCUUCCAGUAGCACCUUAGAGACCAACUAAGUUAGUUAUUGGUAUGAGCUUUCGUGUGCAUGCACACUUCUUCAGAUACACUGAAACAGAAGUCACCAGACCCUUAUAUAUAGAUGGCAGAGAGAUGUUAGGUGGAGAUUUAGCGAGAUUUCCUUCUUUUGAAACCCAAAUGGCAAGAGUUUCCCCAUUUCGAUGCGUCUGCUUAAAAUUCCGCAUCCCGCUAAGCAAACUGAAACUAAUCCUGGCCAGUUCUGUGCACAAAGUCUCCCCCUUGCUCUUCCACAAAAAUGGGUCUCCUUCCGUUUUGACCCUUUUCCCCUCUCCUUUGCAGCUUUCCUGGAGAACACAAAGGCCAUCGCGGUGGUUAUCCUCUCCUCCUUAGCACUGUGUGCCCUGAUAGCAGUUGCUAUCUAUCUGUACAAGCGCCGGAGGACCUCAGAGCGAGGGGCGUUUGAGAGUGCCCGCUACAGCCGUACCAACUCCAACCCCAGUGAAUCUGCAGAGAAGAACAUUCUGGUGUCUGAUAUGGAAAUGAAUGAACAGCAAGACUAGUGGGGGAAUUGGCGAGCCGGGGUGGGGGGAGGGAGGGACCUGAGUACCUGUCAUAACAUGCCAUCUCAACAGCAAGCCCCCGAGGACAGCAUAGGGCAACAGCAGGGUCAAUAGAUAGGACUGUGAACUGCUAAGGAGAUGUGGAGAAAUACUUUUUAAAAAAGUCCCAUUUGUAUGUGACACUAGAAGAAAUUCAGCCCUGGCCUUGUACGUCUGCCCUUCUCAAAGAGGAGCCAUGGGAGAAAAGGGAAAGUGGUUCAUUUGUUGGAGACAGUGAGUUAGAAAACCUCAUUUUGGAUGCUCCAGUCUCUGCCGUGUCUUCUCCACAUUUCCUUAGAGAAUGAAAAUGCAAGCAUUACUUUUUCCUGGUUCUAAUAUUAAAACAGGGAAGGGCUUGCAGGAUUUCCUCGUGUUCUUCUUGGUAAGAACACGCCUUUCUUAUUUUGGAUUACUUAUUGAAGCCAUGUGGAUAAUUAAAAGAGUGAUGGGCCCUUGAAUUCCUAAUAACGGUGGUUCGAUCUUCUAUUUCUCUGAUGCCGAGAUACCCCGAGAUAAAUGCUUCCCCAACCGUGCCACUGCCAUAGCAACCAUUCUGCUGUUAAAUUCUGUUGCCAUAUAGAGGACCUUUCUGCGAAAACAACUGAAAGUGGUGCCACAAACGUUUUCGCAGCUUCAGGAUGGCCUCUUGGUGACAAAUGAGUAACAGGUGUGUGCUUGGGGGUGGUGAAGAAGACAGGAACGUUGCUAUUUGCCUCUGCCUCUUUUAACGAUUCCGGCUAGAUGUGCACUUCCUUGCAAAACUCAUAAGCCAUCAAAGAAUUGAACAUCAUUAUGAGCCCUUCUACAAACAAGUGGUAGUGGCGGGGAGUUCGCUAAAUGGUCCUGGGGGUUGUGUCCUUUUCCCACUGAUCACAAAACGAAACAAUGCAUCAAGUAGGUCAAGUGUGGGGCUUAGACAUCUGCAUUUCGAACAGGAACAAUGAGCAUGAGUUGUCCACUCAAGGCAAGGCCUGCUUUCCCCCCCAAGAACAAAAUGUUGCGGUCUGAGCACUUAAAGGAAAUGCAUUGUAUCUGCAACAGAAACACUGCCCUGAACUUAAAAUGGGAAACAAAUGCAUAUUUAUUGCAGAAAACAGGGGUUUUUUUGCAGAAAGGUCCUCGGAACAACAGCAUUUCUUGAGUGGAAAGCUAAUAUACUGGCACUUGUUUUUAAUUUUAAUUUUGUUGUUGCCUUGCUGGAUAAGAGGUAUAGACAACUUGUUUUCUGGUACUUCUCGUUUUAUACUGUAUCAAAGUGCAUGUUUGACAAUUAUACCUUCUUUUGGGGGUAUUUUGUGUCUCUGUGUAGAUGUGAUGGCCAAAGGUUCUACAAUUCCCCCCUUUCCCACUUAAUUUUCAAUCAUUCUAAGCAAUGCAGCAGGACACUAAAGUUUUCUUGCUUCCAGAAUAAGUAUACAACUUGGUUUUGGAUAGCAUAUGCUAGGAGCUAGUGAGAGACCUUGGGUGAAACAAAUGUGGAAUUAAGAAACAAAAAAUAGAACAGGGCAUGCUGUGGUUGUCGUUUUGUCCUUUGCUUCCAACUAAAAAACUUUUGAACAGUGGCUGUGCUAAAUAUGAUAAGGGGAGAAUAGUUCUUUUCUGCUACUCAAAUAAUUAUGAGAAUUGUUGUAUGUAUAUAAAAAAAAUCUGGUAAUUUUCACUUAAGCUGGAUAUUAAGUGUUCAUAAAAAUGUUUACCUUUGUCUCUUUAAUCUUUAGGUACCUGGAAGCUGCCAUACCAGGCCAUGGUAUGGAGAGUUUCUGAGACAAUCUUAGGUUUUCCAGUUCCUUUUCCCUUGAUGACUGCUGCUUGUUUCCUGGGCAUCUUUUUGGUUUAGAUAAAGAUGUUCAUACAUAUUGAUUUAUGGCUAAUGCUAAACAACUUCUCUGCUCAGGGGAUCGUUUUUCAGGGCUGAAUUGGAAUGACUUUGCCCUGGACUCCACCAUUAGAUGUGUGAAGUAACAGUGCCUUCGGUAAUAUGUAGUGUGCCUUCAUCUCUCUCAUAAGUAGUCACAGGCAAGCCUUGUGUGUCUGGGCAAUUAAGCUCCCAGGCAAAAGGCCAAUUUCUGGGCUCGGGUGCUGGGAACCUCUCAUUUUACAAAUGAAGCACUAACCCUUUUGCAGCAAUAUUGAACAGAGGAUUCCAAUGCAGACGUGAAAAUGGUGCAGGCAUGAGAACUCAGUAUCCAUGUUCACUGAAAUGGAUAUUCUCUGAAACCAAAGCUUCUGCCCCAAGAAUGUUGAUGUGCUGUAUGAGCACUUCUUCAACAUUUUGACAAAGGAAUUGCAUGGAAAUGCCUUCUGCCAAGAAGGCAAGCCUGCUGGUCAAUAUAUAUUCAGGAAUUAAGUGCAAUAGCAGGCCAGAAAGGAGGGAAGCUUCUUCCCAGAUGUGUAUGCUGCUGCUAUUCCCUCAGACUCUCCCUCAGUAAUUAUGACAGUACCAUAGCCACCCCUUAACAACAGUCUUGACAAUGUUAUUUCCCUCUUUGCUUUCAAGGUGAAUAAAACACAACCAGACAACUAUCAUUGCGUUCCGUACAAGGAGGGAAGAGGUAUUAUCCCAAAAUAAUGAGAAGUUUGCUUGUUUGUUUGUUUGUUUGUUUGUUUGCAAUUACUGGAAAAAUGCCUCAGAUUAAAUGCAUUUCUUAUCACCCUUCUGAAUAAUGUGAAAAGGUGCUGGAAAAGAAACUGGCAACUUUUAAAGUAAUUACUUUUGCUUUUUUAAAAAAAAAGCCUUCUAGAAUCUUGGAAUAAAGCUUCAUUUCCCCAUCCGUUUCAGCAAAAGCAGACUCUUCAUCUUCUUCCAUGGUUUUCAGUAGUCGCAAGAAGCCAAAAACCUCUUUUGCCCCAUUUCUUGCUUUCUCAGAAUUUACCAUUCACUGUGCAGUGCGUCAUUUUAAUUAAAGCUGUGAAAAUUCAACUUUGACUGAUCCCAAGAUUGGUAAUGGCAGAAAUUCCUCUUCAGUGGCUAUAUUUGGACUUGAGAUGAAUUUCGAGAACGUCAGUCUUGCAGUCUUUUGAGAUGAACGAAAUGUGGGCUCAGCUCAAUUGUUCAACUCAACUUCUCACAAACCUUUUAGCUUUCCCAUCGCCUUCCUCACAAACUGCUCACAUGGCCUUUAGGAGUGCAACCAGGGAAGCUCAUUCUCAGCUAAGACAAUCUGAAUGCUAGUGGGCUCCACCCAAUCUAUCAGCCACUGAAUUGUAUCAACAUGUGGAGAAACCUCUGGAAUUCAACUCUUAAAAACUCUAAUGCACAUGUCUAGAUAGAAGACGGGAGUGGUAACAUCAUCAUUAAGGGAAGGAGCUUAAGCAAUGCUCUCUUUUUGAAACAGAGGCAGGUGCUGUGAGAAGUUGUCUUUUGAGCUACAAUUCAAGGCACUACACUGGACCAGUUAAGCCCUUCAGUGCUAAAACACAAUGGACCAAGCAAACCCAUUCUGAAACAG